AGUAUGCAUGAAUCAUCAGCGAAAUGCAGACUCAACUGAGACAUCAACAGAAGGUUCUAAAUAUGUCACUUUGAGUAAUAUUUUCACGUCAAUAGGAAACUCAUUAAAUAUUUUGAAAAAUUAUGAGGCAAAUUUUUUAAAAAUAGAAGAAACUCAAAACAAUAGAUUAAACGAAAAGGAUAAUUGUUUUGGAACUAAAAUCCAAGAUUCGUACGACCAAGAAGACAUUGAUAGUGAAGAUACAUCCCAAAGUAAUUACGACGAGAUAACAAGACGCUUAGAAGCAUACAGUGACGGAGAUUACAGUUAUCCUGAAUUUUAUUCAACUAAUAAAAUAACCUACGAGAGUUUCAGUAGUCCAGAAUUUUUUCGUCACUUUAAAACACCAGUGCAAGGAGAGUUGGUGAUGACAACCUCGCCGGCACCAGUAUUCACUGGAAGGCCUGGAGAUCCCUCGCCGCCGAUAUUCGAGCAAAUAUUUAAAAAUGCAAGGUUUGCACAAGGCGGCAAUGCUAUUUUUGAUGGAAGAGUUAGAGGAAAUCCUAAACCUGCUGUUUCUUGGACACACAAAGGAGCUCCUUUGAGGGAGUCACAGAAAAUUCGGAUGUCUUAUGAUGAAAAUACUGGAAAUGUUACGCUGCAAAUAAAUCAAAUUGGGCCUGGUGAUGAGGGAGAAUAUACUUGCAAUGCACGAAAUCAAUAUGGUGAAGCUAUUUGCUCAGUCUACAUUCAACCUGAAGGUUUUGGUCCUCCACCAAAACAAGGCUACAAGGAUUAUCAACAACGUUACUCUCAGACUAUCGACAAGCGUUACACCAACGGGUCAACAACAACCACGACAGUUACCACCGAAGAAUUCAAAGUCGACACAUUCGAGUACAGAUUAUUGCGUGAGACAGAAUUCCGUGAGUCUGUAACACGUCGUUAUGUUGGUGAAUCUGAUUCCCAAGUGUCAACGACAGUAGACCGUAGCCUUGGUCCUGUUGCGCCUCCACAAAUAAGCCAGAAACCGAGAAACUCAAAACUUGUUGAAGGCUCUGACGCUGUAUUCACUGCUAAAAUAUCCGGAAAUCCUAAAUCGAGGACAACGUGGUUCAAAGACGGCCAAAGACUCCGCGACUCCCAGCGUAUAGAAACAAUCCAUUCAAACCAACAAGCAACUCUGCGUAUCGUCGGAACAAACCAAAGCGACAGCGGACAUUACACCCUGCUGGCAGAAAACCCUCAAGGUUGCACAGUGUCAUCAGCUUACUUAGCGAUCGAGCAAACUGACCAAGUAGACCAUGCCCAGCCGCAGUACAUUCAGAGAGAAGCAAUAAAAACCGUUGAAACUAUUGAAACAACAACUCCAGAAGCUAACAAAGCCUUGCCACCGAACUUCGUUCGCACUUGCGCUGACCGCGACGUUACCGAAGGAAAAAUGACCAGGUUUGAUUGUCGCGUCACUGGACGUCCUUAUCCAGAAGUCACCUGGUACAUCAAUGGUUACCCAGUUGUCAAUGAUGCAACCCACAAAAUUCUUGUUAAUGAAAGCGGAGAUAACUCAUUGAUGAUCACCAACGUUACACGCGUUGACGCUGGUACUGUUACAUGUGUUGCUAAGAACAAGGCCGGUGAAACAUCGUUUCAGUGCAAUCUUAAUGUUAUUGAGAAGGAACAAGUUGUAGCACCGAAAUUCGUCGAAAGAUUCACCACGACUAAUGUUAAAGAAGGAGAGCCGGUGGUUUUUGCUGCUAGAGCUGUUGGUACACCUAUACCGCGUAUAUCCUGGCAAAAGGAUGGAGUACCGCUAGCACCUGGGCCCGACGUACGCAUUACAACAGACGGAAGUGGAGCAUCAACGCUAGAUAUUCCUUAUGCAAAGUACACAGAUGCAGCCUGGUACCAAUGUACUGCUCAGAAUGUUGCUGGAUCUACAGCAACUCGCGCCCGGCUCUUUGUUGAAACGGCAAAAGGAGCGACCCCUGAACCAAGACGCCUGAAUUUACCCCGACCGACUAAAGUCAUCGAACCAGAACCUGCGCCUGGUCCUGAAGUGAUUUAUUUGAGACACGUGGAACGUGCUAAACCUCACUUACCUCCCGCUGAGGAAGACAGGAUUUAUCCACCUCCGAGAUUUAUCGUUCCACUACGAGAUGUUCACCAAAUCGAGGGUGGACGCAUACACUUCGAGGCCAGGAUCGAACCGGUGGGCGACCCUACUAUGAGGGUCGACUGGUAUGUCAAUGGAAGAGUUUUAGAAGCAAGUUCCCGAGCAAAUACACUCUUCCGUUUUGGUUUCAUUUCUAUGGACUUGAUCAGCGUGGUACUCCACGACAGCGGUGACUAUGUUUGCCGUGUUGUCAGUUCAACCGGAGUCGCUGAAUCUCGUGGUGUUCUUAGUGUUACACCACGUGCAACAAUUGAACAAACAAGUCAGCAUCCAGAUAGUCUUCGAUACAUACAGCAGCUCGAGGAUUACUCAAAAUACCAAAGACAAGAGAGCAUUGAAGAUCAAUCAUCCCAACGACCGGUCUUUAUCCGUCCACUUCAGGAGCUCGGUGAACUUCAAGAGGGCCGUAAUGCUCAUUUUGAAGCUCAGCUUACUCCUGUCAGUGACCCCACUAUGAAAGUUGAGUGGUACAAAGAUGGAAGACCAAUUACAGCUAGUUCAAGAAUUACGACCAUCUUCAACUUCGGAUACGUCUCGCUAAAUAUAAUGCACCUACGGGCUGAAGAUGCCGGUUCUUAUACUGUGAGAGCUGUUAAUCGUAUGGGAGAAGCAAUAAGCACUGCGUCUCUUCGUGUCUUUGCACGCACCAGCGUAACCGCAGACCUUGGAAUUCCCGAGCAGCAAAAGUAUAUCGAGGCUGCUGAAGAACUGGAGGCAUAUCAGCAAGCUAUGCACCAGAAGUAUGUUAGAGAAGAACCAGAACCAACGAGUCCACCGGAGUUUAAAACGCCGAUUAAAGAUCAGAUCAACAUUCGCGAAGGCGGUUUCGCUCACUUCGAGGCACGCUUAGAGCCAGUGGGUGAUUCUAGUCUUCGCGUUGAAUGGCUCAAAGAUGGACGUCCCGUAGAAGCUAGUUCAAGAAUCACAACUUUCUUCAACUUCGGGUACGUCGCCCUAACCAUAAAAUACGUAACAAUCCACGACGUCGGAAUUUACACCUGCCGCGCGUACAACAGCGUCGGCGAAGCCCAAACAAUGGCCCAAAUGAGCGUGAUAAGCAAGAACGACAUAAUCUACGACAGUCAGCACCCUCAAGGUCUCCAGAAGAUCCAAAGUCUCGAAGACUCAAGCCGCUACCAGCGGCAAAUCUCCGAACAAACUUCAGUAACCCAAAAGCCGCGCUUUUUGGGCCCUUUAAAAGGAACCAACAAGAUUGUAGAAGGCCAGAGGGCGCACUUUGAAGCGCGAGUCGAGCCGCAAAGCGACUUAUCAAUGAAGAUCGAGUGGUACCACAACGGCAAGCCUAUCACUGCCGCGAAUAGAAUCCAGACUUACCACGACUUUGGCUACGUCGCUAUCGACAUUCUUCAGGUUCGUUCGGAAGAUGCAGGAACUUACACAGUGAUCGCUAGAAACGCUUUAGGAGAAGCUCGCCUCCAAGCGACGAUGAUCGUAGAGACUAGGUCGGGAAUUGACACAAGCAGCAUGCAUCGUGGCGCUUAUGAAAAAACUCAGCGCUUGGAAGAGUCUAGGUUCGUGGAACCUCAGUAUCAUAUCGAAGAAAUUUCAAAAUCGAAGCCGAUCUUUGUUCAGCCCUUGAGCGACCCCAAGCCCGUUAGUGAGGGGAAGAAUAUUCAUCUGGAGUGUCGCUUGGAGCCGAUGGGAGAUCCCACGAUGCGCGUCGAGUGGUUCCAAAAUGGCCGCCCGAUAACAAUUGGUUCCAGGUUCAGAACUUACUACGACUUUGGGUUCGUCGCUCUGGACAUAGUUGGCACCACUGUCCUCGACUCGGGAGAAUUUACCGUCAGAGCUACCAACCAUCUUGGCUCCGCGCACACUUCUGCGUGCGUAAGAGUCAUCGGAAGGUCCGACGUGGUCACUGAGUCGCAAAAUGAGCAGUCUUUAGAACAAAUUCAAAUGCUAGAGGACUCAUCAAAAUACAGAAGACACGUUCAAGAAGAUGUUACUGUGGUUCAGGCGCCGCAAUUCACCAGAGCGCUCCGUAAUAUUGAGACUGUGGAACUGACCAAUGUUCAUCUGGAGUGUCGCUUACAACCGGUGGGAGAUCCUACUAUGAGAGUCGAGUGGUUUGUUAAUGGAAUGCCUGUCACUAUUGGCCAUCGCUUCAGACCUUCUUAUGAGUUUGACUAUGUAGCUAUGGAAAUUCUGGGGGUAAAUCCUGAAGAUUCGGGGGUUUAUACUUGUCAAGCGAGGAACCAGCUUGGUGAAGCGGUCACCUCGGGGUCUGUUCGUGUUAGAGCUAAAAAAGAUCUUAUUUUGGAGUCUCAGCAUCCUGAGGGACUGGAGAGGAUUCAGUAUCUUGAAGACGCCUCGAGGUAUAAAAGGAAGGAACUUAUUGAUGAGGUUGUUAAUGUUAAACCCAAGUUUGUUACUUCUCCCAAAAAUCAAGAGGAGCUUCUUGAGGGAGAGUACGCUCAUUUUGAGUGCAAGCUUGAACCUGUGACUGACCCGAACUUGAAGGUGGAGUGGUUCAGAAAUGGACGUCCGGUCACAAUAGGACACCGUUUCCGUCCCAUUCAUGAUUUCGGUUACGUUGCACUCCACGUAACAGAUGUAAUUCCAGAAGACUCUGGAACCUACACCUGUCGUGCAACGAAUCUCGUCGGCAGUGACGAAGUAAGCUGCGUCCUCAGCUGCCGUUCAACAGCCCAAGUUCUCACCAGCACCCAGAACGAGACCGGCCUUGAACAGAUUCAUUACCUAGAAGACCGAAACAAACAUAUUCGCCGUCGCGAAGUAAUGGAAGAAACAACAACCCAGGCGCCAAUCUUCACCACUUCUCUGAAGAGCGUCGAGAUAAAAGAAGGACAACGCGCGCACUUUGACUGUCGCUUGAUUCCUGUUUCUGAUUCUACCAUGAAAGUAGAGUGGUUCCACAACAACGUGCCAGUGAAAGCUGGUUCCAGAUUCGUUGAGACCAACAGCUUUGGCUUCGUCGCUCUGGACAUCAUGUAUGCUUACCCAGAAGAUGCUGGUACCUACACUUGUCGCGCGAAAAAUGCCAUCGGUGAAGCUAUUACUUCAGCAACUGCUGUUGUUCACACCAAAAAGUCAAUCUACAUGGAGUCCCAGCGCGAAGAAGUUCUUCAGCGCUUACAUCAGCUUGAAGAUCAUUCAAGAUACCAGCGCAAACAGACUCAAGAAGAAACUGUGUCUCAGGCACCAGUCUUUACUAUGCCAAUUAAAGAUCUUCGCGUUGCUGAGAAUCAGGCUGCUCAUUUUGAAGCUCGGGUUAUUCCUGUUGGAGAUGCUCGGCUUAAGAUUGAGUGGCUUCGCAAUGGUGUUCCUAUUGAAGCUUCAAAUCGCGUAACAACAAUGCACGACUUUGGCUACGUCGCGCUCAACAUGAAAUAUGUUAAUCCAGAAGACUCAGGAACUUAUACCUGCAGAGCUAUCAAUGAUCUUGGUGAAGCAGUAACAUCAGCCACACUAUUUGUCCAAUCAAAAGCAGCUCUGCAACUAGAGUCACAACACGAGACAGCAUUGACAAAGAUCCAAGCAUUGGAAGAUUCGAGCAGAUAUCAGCGUCGCGAGGAAGAAGAAAUAUCUGUUAAAGAAAAGCCACGUUUCACUGUUAGGCUAAACGGUCCAACGAGUUUAGUUGAAGGGCAAAGCGCACACUAUGAGUGCCGCAUUGAGCCCUAUCCUGACGCUACCAUGAAAGUCGAGUGGUUCCAUAACGGACAGCCACUCUCCACAGGACACAGAUACAGAACAACAUGUGACUUUGGAUUCGCGGCUUUAGACGUUUUGACUGUCUAUGCUGAAGAUUCAGGCACAUACACUUGCAAAGCCACCAAUAAACUUGGCUCGGCUCAGAGCUCCAUUGAGCUUUCUGUUAAAUCUCGGGCGUCUAUUAUUAACGAAACUCAGCACGAAAGUGCUUUGAAGAAGAUUCAGUACUUGGAAGACGACUCCAGGUUUAAGCGAAUUGAACGCGACGAGUCAUUCGUCGCAGAGAAACCCAAAUUCGGACGGCCGCUGAAGAAUAUUGAGCACUUGCCUGAGGGCAAGAGUGCGCAUUUGGAAGCGACCUUGACGCCAGUCAAUGAUCCUACCAUGGUUGUUGAAUGGUACAGAGAUGGAAAUCCGAUUCCGCAGGGCCAUAAAUUUAAGACCACUUACGAUUUUGGCUUUGUUGCUUUGGAUAUUCUAUAUGCUUAUCCAGAAGACUCUGGUACUUAUAUGUGCAAGGCUAAGAAUGCUGUCGGGGAAGCUGUUACUACUUGUGUCAUCACUGUUGAUUCUAAACAAGGUUUAUACCUGGACACCUUGGACGCCCAGCGCCUCGAAAAGAUCCGCGCCCUAGAAACAGUAGAAAUAAAAGAAGUAGCCGAAAAAGAAGUAAUCUACCAAAAACCAGUUUUCCUAACCCCCUUAAGCAACCUGGACCACUUAAAAGAAACCGAGCACGCGCACUUGGAAUGCCGAGUGGAGCCAAUAAACGACCCGAACCUCAAGAUCGAGUGGUUCCACAACGGAAAGCCCGUAAAAACCGGCCAUCGUUACCGAAUGACCCACGACUUUGGCUACGUCGCCUUCGACAUUCUCUACGCGUACCCCGAAGACUCAGGAACCUACAUGUGCAAAGCGACCAACCUCGCAGGAGAAGCCGUCAACACUUGCACAAUCCGCGUAGGCUCCCGCCGCAGCAUUCUCUUCGAUACCCAACACCCUGAUGGUCUCGAAAAGAUCCGUGAGCUUGAAGCUCAAGGCCACCCGGCCAGACUAGAAGUCGAAGAGCCACCAGUCUUCCCACCGCGAUUCGUCACAGAGCUACGUGGAACCACCGAGAUUUACGAAGGCCAAACAGCUCACUUUGAGUGCCAAGUAGAGCCUUUGCACGACGCGAACCUUAGAAUAGAAUUCUACCACAAUGGCAAACCCCUGCCAUCAGCUUCUCGCUUCCACGUGACCUUCGACUUCGGUUACGUCGCCCUGGACAUCACUCACGGAGUCCCCGAAGACGCAGGCGAGUACUCCGUCAAAGCAAUCAACGCUCUAGGCCAAUGCACGUCAACAAUUAGCUUGAAAGUGAUUCCUCGCGAUAAUAUCAUCAUGGAUCCUCAGCGUCCGGAAGGACUGGACAAAAUCCGCGAGCUAGAAUCCGCUCAGCCUUGGAAGCGUCCUGAAGUCUCUGAACCAGUGACACGCCAGCGCCCAGUCUUUACUCAACCGCUGCAAAACAUCGAUGCAUUACCAGAGGGAGAGACAGCUCACUUCGAAUGCCGCUUAAUUCCCGUCGGCGACCCGACUUUGAAGGUAGAAUGGUUCAGAAAUGAACAGCCUCUAGGAGACAGCUCAAGAAUCACCAAGGUCCACGAUUUCGGCUACGUCUCUCUGGACAUCAAGCACGUUCGCGAGGAAGACGAAGGCGUCUACAUGUGUCGCGCUUCUAACCCACUCGGCGAAGCAGUCACCACUGCUUCAAUGAAAGUCAGAACCAAAGCAAGCAUCCAAUUGGAGAGUCAGCAUCCAGAAGCUCAAAAGAGAAUCGCUCAGUUGGAAGCCGACAAACCUGGACGCGCUGACGAGCCAGAAAAAGUCUUCGACAAGCCGAUCUUCACCCAACUUCUCACCGGACCCAAUGAACUCUGGGAAGGCCAGGUUGCUCGUUACGAGUGCCGAGUUGUCCCGGUAGGCGACGCUAGUUUGAAAUUCGAGUGGUAUGUUAAUGGCGUGGAACUUAAAAUGGGAUCUCGCUACCAUGUUAGUCAUGAUUUCGGCUUUGUUACUUUGGAUAUCUUGAAAGUAAUCGCGGAAGAUUCGGGAGUUUACUCUUGCAAAGCGAUUAACAAAGCUGGAGAAGCGGUAUCUUCUAUUUCUUUGAAGGUUAAAGCGCGCUCGGCGAUUGACCAAGACGCGAUUCAUACAGACGCUUGGCAGAAGAUUCAGUUGAAAGAAGCUGAGAUGAACAAAGUUCCUGAAAUGUUCGUUGAUACUACACCUCAGCAAGCGCCGGUGUUCACCACACACUUGAAGAGUUACGACAAGCUUCAAGAAGGCCAGCAUGUUUACUUAGAAGCCCAAGUUGAGCCGCGAGCUGAUCCGAAUUUGCGAACUGAGUGGUUCAAGAAUGGAGUCUCUCUUCAAACUGGAACCAGACUACGCAGUACUUUUGAUUUCGGCUUGGUAACCUUGUCAAUCAACGGUUUAAGAGCAGACGACUCUGCUCUGUACACCUGCCGAGCUACGAACCUCCUAGGUGAAGCUGUGUCAACUUGCAGUCUCAAAAUCGACGACCGUCAUUGGCUUCUAGGAGAUACUCUCCAUCCGGAUGCUCUGUCAAAAAUCGACGCGCUUGAGCAGCCUCUUGCUCCAACUCCAGAGCGGCCUGAACCUACUUAUGAAGAGCCGGUGUUCAUCACUCACUUGAAUAAUGUAGAGUGCACUGAAGGCGACAACGUCCACUUUGAGUGCAACGUAGAACCUUCCAAAGACCCAACGAUGCAAAUCGAGUGGUUCAUUAACGGCAAGCCUCUUCCAACUGGUGCUAGGUACAAGACUAUCUAUGACUUCGGCUUUGUCGCAAUGGACAUGGUCCACGCUUACGAGGAAGACUCAGGAAUGAUCACUGUAAAAGCUACCAAUUCUAAAGGAUCUGCGCAGACUACUGGGACGUUGAAGUGCACCAGUAAGCAGAGUAUUUACCUGCAAACUCAGCAUCCUCAGGGCCCAGCAGGGCUUGAGAAGGUCCAGGAGGUGGACGAAGCCUUCCAAUCAAGGUCCAGGAGACCCGAAGACGCUCCUGAGCCUCAGUACCCAAAACCUGUUUGGACAGUACCGCUCCAGGCAGAGUUCAAGCUUGGAGAAGCCGAGCCGCUUCAUCUGGAAGGACAGGUCGAGCCUAAAGACGAUCCUAACUUGAAGAUCGAGUGGUACUUUAAUGGAAAAGCCCUGGAACAUGGCUCUAGAUUCAAGAUGACCAGCGAUUUUGGAUUUGUUACGCUAGAUUUAACUGAUGUCUAUGAUAGAGACUCGGGAAUUUAUACCUGCAAGGCUUACAACAAAGCCGGAGAAGCUUUCACGGCGACAACUGUCUACUGCUCGACUAAGGAGAACAUAAUUGAACGCUCUCAGCAUCCCAAAGGGAAGGAAGGGCUAGAAGCGAUCCAAGAUCUUGAAGAGUCAUUGAAGAGACCUGAUGGCAAACCUAUGGAACCUGAAGAAGGACAUCCUCCGGUGUUUACUUCCCAGUUUGAGAACUUGGUGAAUCUUUCUGAAGGUGAAAUUGCCCACUUUGAAGCUUCCUUGACCCCCACAGGGGAUCAGACUAUGGUAGUUGAGUGGUUCUACAACGGAAAGGCUCUAGAAGCCAGCCACAGGAUCAGAACAGUUUAUGCCUUCGGCAUGGUGGUUCUUGAAGUUCUGGGAACCAAGAUUGAAGACUCAGGAACUUACUCCUGCAGAGCGACGAACAAAUGGGGCCAAGCUGAGAUUUCUGUGAACCUAGAGUGCGUUGACAAGUCCAAAGGACAGAAGCCUAAAUUCACGACGCACAUCCAGUCGUUGGAGGGACUUAAAGACGGGCAAUCGGUUCACUUUGAGUGCACUUUGAUUCCUGUUGGAGAUCCUAACAUGAAGGUCGAGUGGUUCCACAACGGAAAGCCGCUGAGACACUCAUCGCGCUUCAAAAUGGUGUCUGAUUUCGGGUUCGUCGUGAUGGACAUCGCUGGAGUUAUGUCUCAUGACAGCGGAGAGUACGUUUGCAAAGCGAGCAACAAGUUCGGGGAAGAUUUCACCAAAGCUACCAUCAAGUGCUUCGGAAAGAGCGGAGUCUAUUUAGACUCUUUGCAGCCUGAUUCUUUGGCACGAAUUCGGGAACUUGAAGCUUAUGGCGGCGAACAGCCUGCUGUUCCUUCAACACCUGUUGCGGAGCCGCCUAAAUUCAUCACUCAGAUAACAGACAUCACUAAACUUGUAGAAGGCCAGUCGGCUCACUUUGAAGCAAGGUUAACUCCAGUUACUGACCCGGAUCUUAAGGUCGAGUGGUAUUACAACGGAAAGAAGCUUCCUCAUGGUCAUAGAUACAGAACUUUCCACGACUUUGGCAUAGUUAUCCUUGAUAUUCUCUACUGUUAUGAAGAAAACUCUGGCGUUUAUGAGUGCCGUGCUGUUAAUAAGUACGGAGAAGACUCCACUAAGGCCACUCUUAAGUGUAUGUCUAAAGCUAGUCUCAUCUUGGAGUCCCAGUUGCCGAAAGGAAUGGAGAAGGGCCUUGAAAAGAUCCAAACUCUAGAAGACUCUAUGAUCAGAACCAAAGAUGAGAAGGUUACAGAAGAACGCGGCAAGGCUCCGAUGUUCACAGUGCCUCUGAGCAACAUCGACGGACUUCGUGAAGGCGAGAGUGCUCACUUUGAAGCACGCUUGACUCCCACAGACGACCCUAAGCUGAAGGUAGAGUGGUUCUGGAACGGCAAGCCUUUAAGAACUGGCUCACGCUUCAGAACUUUCUGCGACUUUGGGUUCGUAAUUCUAGAAAUCUCUCCCAUUUAUCCAGAAGAUUCAGGAGAGUACAGCUGCCGUGCUUCAAAUGACUACGGUGAGGCAGUAACUAGCUGCACGAUGAAGUGCACCGGAAAGCGAAGCAUCAUCCUGGAAUCUCAACUGCCCAAAGGAAUGGAGAGCACUAUAGAUAAAAUCGCGGAACUAGAAGGUCUAGGUGGAGAACCAGGUCAAAUAAUUCCUGAUGAUGAUACUGGCCGUCCUCCUGAAUUUAUCACAACUCCCUCGGACUUGACUCUAAGCGAGAACUCUCUGGCUCACUUCGAGUGCCGUUUGUUGCCGGUAAAUGACUCCAGUAUGAGAGUAGAGUGGUUCCACAAUGGCAAAGCUCUGAACGCUGGUUCUCGUCUCAAGACUAUUCACGACUUUGGCUUUGUUAUUCUAGAAAUAGCCAAUUGUUACCAACGCGACUCGGGUCUGUACACCUGCAAAGCGACCAAUAGGCACGGAGAAGCUACAGUUUCCUGCAAGUUCCAGGUUCGCGGCCGCCAGGGUAUUGUUCUGGAGCCGCAAUUGCCGACUAACUUCAAAUCUGGAACGGAGAGCAUCCAGAGGCUUGAGGAGGCUUUGUAUAAAAAGGACGAGAUUCUUACAGAAGAAGAGCAACCAAAUCCUCCUAAAUUUACAGUUGAGUUGAAGGAUAUUGAAGUUGAGGAGGCUGCGGCGAGUCACUUUGAUUGCCGCGUGGAACCUAGAGGAGAUUCUUCCAUGCGAAUUGAUUGGUUCCACAAUGGUAGGCCCUUUGCAACGGGUUCUCGUGUGCAUAUGAUCAAUGAUUUUGGGUUUAUCUCGUUGGACAUGUCUUAUACUUAUGCGAGAGAUAGUGGGGAGUAUGUUUGCCGCGCUACUAAUAAGUGGGGGUCUGCGACGACCAGGGCAACCAUAACCUGUAAGUCUAAGAAAGCGGUUGAUACUGAUUCGCAGCUUCCUUCAGGAAUGAGUGGGGAAAAGUUGAAGGAAUUGGAACGCGGACCUGUUAGUGAGCCGGCUCCUGUUGAAGAAAUCCCGCGAAUUCCGCCCAAGUUUAUAACUCAGAUCCAGUCUGCGACUGUUGAAGAAUCUGAACCGGUGAGGUUCGAAUGUCGCGUUGAGCCGAAAGAAGAUCCAACGCUGAGGAUCGAGUGGUGGAGAAAUGGAAAAUUGAUCCCGGCUGGGCACAGAUAUCGCGCUGUUUAUGACAUGGGAUUCGUUUCCAUGGAUAUUCUGUAUGUUUAUCCGGAAGAUUCGGGAGAAUACGUCUGUCGGGCGGUUAAUAAUUACGGAGAAGAUUCUACUAAAGCCUCGGUUUCUUGCAAAACUCUCCCGAGUAUUAUUCUGCAGAAUCAAGUGCCCAAGGGCAUGAAGAGAUCGGAAGCUUUGAUGCAAAUGGAAGCUACUAUUAAGAAAUACACCUCGGAAGUUCAUUUGACUGAAGAUGAUCUGUAUGAUGUUGAGAAAAGGCAGCCGCCGAGGUUUGUUACCCAGAUACAGAACCAAACUGAGUUGGUUGAGAUGAAUAGUACGAAGUUUGAGUGCCAAUUGGCGCCUGUGGGAGAUCCUAAUAUGAAAGUCGAGUGGUUCUUUAAUGGAAAACCGCUUCCUCAUAAGAAUAGGUUCCAGCCGAUUUAUGACUUUGGGUAUGUCGCUAUGAACUUCGGGUGGGUUUAUCCUGAAGACAGUGGGGAGUAUCUUUGUAGGGCGACUAAUUUGUAUGGCAUGGAUGAAACUAAGGCGGUUAUUAAGACUUCUGGAAAGCCGGGGAUUGUUUAUGAAUCGCAGCUGCCGAAAGGGAUGAAGAGUAUUGAGAUGAUUAGGGAAAUGGAAGCUGCUUGGCAAGUAGCACCUGAAGAAGAAGUCGAAGAAGACAAACCUCGUACAGCUCCGGUAUUUGUCAGCAAACCUGAACCAGUAGAAGUUGAAGAAUCCGACUGGUCAAGAUUCUGCUGCCGUGUAACUGGAUACCCUAGACCACGGGUCAUGUGGCUGAUUAAUGGUCACACUGCUGUCAAUGGAAACCGCUACAAGUUGAGCUACGACGGAAUGUAUCACCUGGACAUUCCAAAAACCCGCCAGUACGACCACGGAAAGGUCGAGGUAGUCGCUAGAAGCUCAUUAGGAGAAGCUAGAUGCGAGACUACCCUGACAGUGAAGCCACGUAGCGACGAUUACCGCGGUGUCUUGAAGAAUUCACCCAGACCUUGGUAUGAUAUCGGGUUGAGUCAGUAUCAGGCAGAACGUCAGGAUACUGAAUUGGAACGAGUGUUUGAUGAGAGACACCACAACAUGUCUCAGGGUGUUGGAAUAGCAACUGAACAUCAUGGGCAGAAGAUUUUCAAGGAACCAGAGACUGAGUGGCAAAAGUCUAUCAAGACUAAGAGAAAUGAAGAGGGUUAUUACAGCAAACUGAUGGAUCUUGAAGAAGAACAGCUGCUUAAAGAAGCCAGGUUGAGAGAAUCUAGUCACCAGUUUGCUAUUCCUGGAGAAAAAAUUGUCAGUAAUUCGGUAGCCAAGGGAAUGGCACAGAAGUAUCAAGAUAAUUUACAAACAAGCACCCAGGAGACAACAGUAGUUCAACCACCACCAGUCAGACAAGUAAAGAAAUUCACCACCGAAGUUGAUAUCGACUCUGAAAGAAUAAAAGAAAGUGGAAAAUAUCCACCAGGUCCUACUGAAUCGGCAGUUCACGGCCGUGAAGUCCACAUUGCGAAAUCGAAACAAACCCAAAAAGAGGUGAAAGGCGACACAGAGAUAACCAGAAAAAUUACUGCAACUGAGACAACAGAAGUCGAGCACAAAGCUAAGACUCAUGAGCGCGUAGUUCAAGGUCAAGUUAAACCAGCAGUACCACCGGUGUUUACCAAAAAAAUUCAACCAUGCAGAGCAUUCGAGCAAGAGCAAGCCAAAUUCGAAGUCGAGUUUGAUGGAGAUCCUCUGCCAACUAUCAAGUGGUACCGUGAAGACUUCCCGAUUCAAAAUUCAUCUGACCUUCAAAUCUAUACAUUCAGUACCAAGUCAGUGCUGAUCGUUCGCCAAGUAUUUAUGGAGGACUCUGGAGUCUUCUCAGUAGUCGCUGAAAACCGCGGAGGCAAGGCUAAAUGCAGCGCUAAUUUGGUUGUUGAAGAAAGAAGACGUCAGCCUGGAAGAGGUGGAAUUGUUCCACCUAGUUUCUUGACAACUAUUCAAAGUAGUUCUGUGCCAACUGGACAACUCGCCAGAUUUGAUGCUAAAGUCAGCGGUACCAAGCCUCUUGAUGUCUAUUGGCUUAAGAAUGGUAAAAAAAUAACUGCAGACAUCAGAUACAAGACUCUAGAGGAAGAUAACACCUACACGCUUUUAAUUCUUGAAGCGGUUCCAGAAGACACUGGUAAAUACGAGUGCGUAGCAUUAAACAACGCCGGAGAAGCACGUUGCGAAGCUGACUGCAUCGUUCAUGGUGCUGAGUCACCGUCAUCACUAAAGCCAUCUAAACCAUCUACCCCAGGAGUUGAGAAAGCACCGACUGUUCUUGAACCACUCAAAGAUCAGACCAUUAAAGAAGGCGCAGCUGUUGCGUUUGCGUGCAAGAUCAAUGGCAAGCCAAUUCCUUCUGUACAAUGGAAGAAAGGAGACAAGAUUAUCAAGCCUUCAAAAUACUUCCAAAUGCAAAAAGAAGGGGACCGCUGUACUUUGAAGAUUUCUGAAGCUUUCCCAGAAGAUGAAGGUGUUUACAAAUGCAUUGCUAAGAAUCCUGUUGGUGAAGUAACUACUUCAGCUAAUCUUCGAGUAUUAGCGCCUGAUAGUACAGAUGUGUUACCAAAAUUAACACCUCUGAAGGAUCAAAUUGUCAUGGAAGGACAGCCAGCUCAAUUUAAAACCCAAAUUAGCCCACCAAAACUUAAACCAACUGUCCAAUGGUACCGCGAAGGUGCAUUGAUACCACAAUCUCCAGAUUUUCAGAUGAUUCAUGAAGGUAACAACGCAGUUCUUCUUAUCGCAACAACAUACGAGGAAGACUCUGGAGUUUUCACCUGUCGUGCAACAACAUCCGCUGGUACCGUGGAAACCUCAGCUAAGCUCAUCGUAAAAAAAAGAAAAGGUGUCUAUUACAAAACGGUAGCUCCUGAAGAAACGGGACUAGGUGAUAAAACAGGAAGAUUACCGACUAUCGUUACAAGUGUUGGGGGUUUACAACCUGGAAAUUUAAAUUUGGGAAAACCGGGUGAACAAGUAAUCGAAUUAGAUGAAGAAGGAGUUCCUAUUGACACUCCUAUGCAGCCCGGAGACGAGUCUCUCCUUUGGAGACAAGGCAGAGUUGUUCAUCGGGCGCGUCCGAUGCAAGUCACUCCUUGGAGAUCAACAAAACCUAAAUCUAGAGAUGUUUCCGCCGACAAUCUCCAAGCUCGCGUUUCUGAAGUUAAACCGUGGACAGAAGAAGCGGUUGUGCUUAAAAAGUCACCGCAGGUAAUCCGAGAGAUUCCAAGGGCGAAGUUGGAAGAAGUUGAAUUGAAGGCUUCGAAGAUUGAAAAGAGAGAGAUGGUAAAAGAAACACUCGAGACUGUUGAGUUGAAACCGGUUGUUAAAGAUAGUAAGCAGGACAAAAUUAUAGAGCGACUUUUGCGCGAAGAGUAUGUCGAAGAAGAAGACAUGUCACUUAUUGACGUUUCGCGCAGUGAGAAAAUUGAAGUAAGUCAGAAGAUAAAGCCUUGGACUGAAGAAAACGUCGCAUUAAAGCCUUCUAAAGUUGAACGGAAAGAAAUACCGAAAGAAACUGUCGAAGAUGUUCAAUUAAAACCCGUCAGGCCUGAGAAGAAAAAGAUUGAGAAACCUAGUUUAGAAAAAGUAGACUUAAAGCCUGUUACUAAAGUUACAGAUAGAGAGAUAACAGAAACUGGGGAAUUUGUUGAAGAAGAAGACUCGGCAUUUCUUGAUAGGUCAGAAAAAGUCCAAGUGUCUGUCGGAAGUCUACCUCAAGCGAAGCCGUGGACAGAAGAAAAGAUAGCGCUGAAGAAAUCAAAGCCAGUUAGGAAAGAAAUCCCCAAGGAAUCGAUUGAACCGGUUGAAUUAAAACCCGCCAGACCGGAAAAACGAGAAAUAAGGAAGCCGAGUAUCGAAAAAGUGGAACUGAAACCUGUUGUUAAAGAUUUUGUAGAGGAAAGAAGUUUAACUUCGGAAUAUUAUGAAGAAGAUGAUUCUUCGUUGAUGGAGGUCUCGGAGAUUUCUGAGGACAUUUCGAUUCGAAGAGUCAGAAGACCUGAGAGAGUUACUGGGGACGUUCAAGAUCAGCCUAAGCCUUGGACUGAAGAAAAGAUAGCUUUGAAGAAGUCCAAGCCUGUGCGAAAAGAGAUCCCUAAGGAGAGCAUUGAGACAGUGGAGCUGAAGCCUACUAAAGUUGAAAAGAGGGAAAUAAGGAAACUUAGCAUUGAUAAAGUUGAAUUGAAGAAGGUCACUCAGGAAAUUGAUACGAAAAUCAGCAGCACGAGUGAUUAUGUAACUGAAGAAGAUAUUACGUUAUUGGAAAUAUCUGAAGAUGUGUCAAUUAAGCAAGUGAAGAGGCCAAUGCCGGAAAGGAAUGACGUUUUUGGUAAAGUUGAUGAAGUUAAGCCGUGGACUGAUGAAAAGAUAGCGUUGAAGCCUUCGAAACCUGUUAGGAAGGAGGUUGUUAAGGAGAAAAUAGAGACAGUUGAGCUGAAGAAGGCCAAACCUGAGAAGAAAGAAAUCAGGAAGCUUAGUAUUGAGCAGGUUGAUUUGAAACCAGUUACUAAGGAGGUGGUUGUUGAAAAAACUGAAGUUACUACUGCAGAUUUUAGGAUUGAGGAGGAUACUAGUUUGUUGGAUGUUUCUAGAAAGGAGAGAGUUGAGGUUUCUAGGAAACCCGAAGGCCCGAAACCGUGGACUGAGGAGAAGAUAACUUUGAAGAAAUCGGUGCCUGUUAAGAAAGAAGUUGCUAAAGAGACGUUAGAAACUGUUGAGUUGAAACCUACGAAGGUUGAUCAGAAGGAAGUGAAGGUGGAAAAGGUUGAGUUGAAGAAAGUGGUUAAGGAGACUGAGGAGGUUGAAGUUACGGAUAGGUACGUGGAAGAAGAUGUUACUACCAGGUUGGAUGAUUCUAAAGUUGAGAAAGUUGAAGUGAGUUUGAGUAGGCCUGAUCAACCGAAGCCGUGGACUGAGGAGAGAGUUACUUUGAAAAAAUCGAAGCCGAUACAAAAGGAAAUUGUUAAGGAGACGCUGGAAACUGUUGAGCUUAGACCCUCGAGGCCGCAGAAAACGGAAGUUGUCAAAGAAAGUUUAGAGGUUGUAGAAUUGAAGCCUGUUAAGAAAGAAGUUGUUAUGAGGGAGGAAAAAACUGUUACGGAUACUAGAGCUACGUUUGUUGAGGAAGAAGAUACGAAGUUGAUUAAAGUGACGAGGGAUGAAGUUACUGUUGAGGAUCGUAAGACUGAAGAGACUAAAGUUUCAUGGAGAAUGGGUAAGAAGAAACCGUCUGAGGCUCCUUAUACAGAAGAAGAGGAUUCUGAGUUUCUGCAGGUUGAUAAAAGGGAAGAUGUUAGUGAAAUAACGAAGAAAACUGAAGAAGUUUCGGUACCUUGGGCCCGAGGAAAGAAGGUCAAGGAAUUGAAACCUGAAAAAGUUGAUGAUAAAGUGGAAGAAAAACCUGAUGAAGUUUCGCAGGUUCCGUGGAUUCGUGGGAAAAAGAAGCCAAAAGAAGUUGUGACGAAAGUAGAUCAGGUUGAACAAGAGGAUACGACGUUGCUUCAAGUGGAUAAGAUUGAGGAAGUUACUGAAAAGAAGGAGGAAGUUGCUGUUCCAUGGUUGAGGGGGAAGAAGAAGCAGCUUAAGCCGGAGGAAGUUAAACCUGAAGAGAAACCUGAAGAAGAACAGCCUUCAGAGACUUCUCAGUUGCCCUGGAUGCGUAAGAAGCCUCGUAGAGUUAUUGAAAAGAAGGAGGAACAGAUUGAGGAUAUUAGAUCUGUUGCUUUGAAACCUGUGAAGCGGGAGAAGAAACCAGAAGAAAGGGAGGAGAAGGAGGAAAUCGUACUAAAGCCUGUGAAACGAUUGCCGAAAGAAGAGGAAACUACGGAAGAGAUUAAGUUGAAACCUGUUCCGAAAGACAAGCCUGAAGUGGUUCCUCAGAAGGUUGAAGAAGUGGAUGAAGAAGAGAAGCCAAUGGAACUUUCUGUGGCGCCAUGGCAGCGGAAACCAAAGCCAAAGGUGGUGAAGAAGACGAUACCGGUGGAAGAGAAGCCAGAUGAAGUUGAGGAAGAGGUCAAAGAGGUUUCUGAAAUGGAAAUAACACAGUUGAAACCUAAGAAGGUUGUGGAGAAGACUGUUAUCAAAGAAGCGGAAGUUGAAGACUGGAAGUCUGUGAGUUUGAAACCUACUAAGCGGGUUCAGAAGCCUGAAAAGCAGGAAGAGAAGGAGGAAAUUACGUUGAAGCCUGUGAAACGAUUGCCGAAAGAAGAGGAAACUACGGAAGAGAUUAAGUUGAAACCUGUUCCGAAAGACAAGCCUGAAGUGGUUCUUCAGAAGGUUGAAGAAGUGGAUGAAGAAGAGAAACCAAUGGAACUCUCUAAGGCGCCAUGGCAGCGGAAACCAAAGCCAAAGAUGGUAAAGAAGACGAUACCGGUGGAAGAGAAGCCAGAUGAAGUUGAGGAAGAGGUCAAAGAGGUUUCUGAAAUGGAAAUAACACAGUUGAAACCUAAGAAGGUUGUGGAGAAGACUGUUAUCAAAGAAGCAGAGGUUGAAGACUGGAAAUCUGUAAGUUUGAAACCUACUAAGCGGGUUCAGAAGCCUGAGGAGCGUGUUGAUAAAGAGGAAAUUUCGCUAAAGCCUGUGAAACGUUUGCCGAAAGACGAGGAGAGUCAGGAAGAAAUAAAGCUUAAGCCUAUUCCUAAGAAAGAAAAACCUGAAGAAGAAAAACCUAAGGUAGAACUUGAACCGAAGAAGGUCGAAGAUGUUCCGCAAGAAAUUCCUGAAGAGAAGACUCAGCUUCCGUGGAUACGUGGGAAGAAGAAACCUAAAGUACAGGAGAUUCAGGAUGAAAAGAAACCUGAAGAGGUGCCUAAACCUUCGGAAGAAGUGACUGAAGAAGUAGAAAAGACACAGGUUACUUGGAGAAAAUCGAGGAAAGAAAAACCAGAGGAAGAAAAGCCUGAGGAGGUUAAAUUGAAACCAGUUCAAAGGCCUAAGCCAGAGGAGGAAAAACCUGAAGAGGUUAGGCUUAAGCCCGUUCCAAAGAAACCAAAAGUAGAGGAAGAAAAACUAGAGGAGGUUAAGUUGAAACCUGUCCAACGACCGAAGCCAGAGGAAGAAAAACCGGAGGAAGUUCAGCUUAAGCCCGUUCCAAGGAAACCGAAGCCAGAAGAAGAGAAGCCCGAGGAGGUUAAGUUGAAACCUGUCCAACGGCCUAAGCCAGAGGAGGAAAAACCUGAAGAGAUUAAGCUUAAGCCCAUUCCAAGGAAACCAAAAGUAGAGGAAGAAAAACCAGAGGAGGUUAAGUUGAAACCUGUCCAACGGCCCAAGCCAGAGGAGGAAAAACCUGAAGAGGUUAAGCUUAAGCCCGUUCCAAGGAAACCAAAAGUAGAGAAAGAAAAACCUGAGGAGGUUAAAUUGAAGCCAGUCCAACGGCCUAAACCAGAGGAAGAAAAACCUGAAGAGGUAAAACUCAAACCCAUUCCAAAGAAACCAAAAGUAGAGGAGGAAAAACCAGAGGAGGUGGUUUUAAAACCUGUUAAGGUUCCUGAAAAAGUAAAACAACCGGAACAAGAAAAGCCUGACGAAGUAUCUAUUAGUCCUUGGAGGCGCGAUAAGAAACCAAAGAAAGAGAUCGUGCCGGAAAUAAAACCAGUGGAAAUUCCUGAGGAGGUUAUUGAAGAAGAAGAAGAAGAAGUUAUUACAACAAUACGAACUGAAAAUAAACCAAAGAAAACGAAAAAGAUCGUUGAGUUCAAAGAAGAAGUCGAAAUAGUUUCGAUAGAUCAGCAAGAAGUACUUCAAACUGAAGAAGUAACAAAGACUGAAGACCAAGUAGAUGAAGUCCAAGAAGUCUCCGAAGUAUCGUGGAGAAAAACUAAGAAACCCAAACCAAAAAAACCUGAAGAAGUCCCAGUACAAGUUCCUCAACCAGUUGAAGAACAAGAAACAAUCGUCGAAGAAAAGACUGAAGAAACAAUUACGCUUAAACGAGGUAGAAAUAUUGUUAAACCUGAAGAACAAAAGCCUGAAGCAGUUGAACUUAAGCCUUUGGAAGCAAAACCAAUUCCAGAACAACCGGACGAGACAACUGAAACGAGCACAGAAGAUGUUAUGAUCACAAAGAAAAAGAAGACUAUAAAGGCCGUAGAAAUUCAGGAAGAAAAACGCGAAGAUACUGUUGAAGUAGAACGGAUAGAAAAAUCUAAACGGAAACAGAAAAUUCAAAUGGACAUUCCAAUUCCCGAUAAAGACGUCGCACCCAGAUUCAUUCAGAAACUCCAACCAAUUAUUUCUGAGCCAAAUAAACCCGUGAAAUUCACUUGUACCGUAGUCGGUCAUCCAACACCUGCGAUCACCUGGUACCGGAACGAGCAAGAACUUCAUGCUACCGAAAAGUACACCAUGACUGUCGUUGAAACUACCGCAUCUUUAGAGAUAGUCAGAGUUACAGAAGAAGACGUUGGAAUGUACACUUGCCGCGCUUCCAAUCCUGCCGGCACUGCCGUAUCGACAGUCAAUCUCGUUAUCUUCGAAAAAGAAGAAGAAGGAGUAGCUCCGCACUUCGCAACGCCAAUAAAGCCUCUUAUGGUCCAAGAACACCAACCCGCGACUUUAGAAUGCGUUGUAACAGGCACUCCAGCCCCAGAAGUCAAGUGGUACCGCAAGGAAAUAGAAAUCAAGCCUCAAAAAGGCACAGAGAUAACAUUCAAUCCCGAAACUGGUGAAGCUAAGCUGACAAUUCUCGAGCCUACGCCCCAAGAUGAGACAAUUUAUCGCGUCAGAGCGGUGAAUAAGUUUGGCCGAGCUGAAUGCCGUGCUAAUUUGCUAAUUAGCAAUGCAGUUGUCGUGACGAAGCCUGAAGUAAUGCAUGCACCGAGAAUCACCAAACCAGUUCCCGCUUUGAUUGCUCAUAAGGGCAAGCCAUUGGUUCUUAGCGCAGAAUUCGAUAGCACUCCUAAGCCCGAAGUAAAGUGGUUCAAAAAUGGCGUAGAGUUGGUUCCAACUGACAGACAAGUCAUCUCAAUCUACGAAAACACUGCCGAGCUGACCAUUUCUGACGUUACCAAGAAAGAUUCCGGAAAGUACGAGAUCAGAGUUCAGAAUCCCGUGGGUGAAGCUAGAAGCUCUGGCUCAGUGGCUGUGAGAGAACGGGAAGAGAUAGUUGAUGAGACUGAAGACAAACCAAAGGCUCCGUGCUUUGUUGAACCCUUAAAACCCCAAAUUGUUAGCGCUGGAGAAGUUGUUAUCAUGGAGGCUGUAGUGGAUUCUUAUCCUACUGCAUCAUUCCAGUGGUUCCAUGACAACAAACCACUGGAGUCGUCUCCAGCUGUGAGGAUUGUCACCAAGGAAAACAGGUCUGUUCUGCUGGUCAAGGAGAUCAAGCCAGAAGAAGCUGGUGGCUACACAUGCAGGGCUGAGAAUGUUGUUGGCUCAGUUACCUGCACAGCCAGUGUUAAUAUCAUGGAAGUCACCUGGGAAGAAACGACUGAACUUGCGUCUCCGACGUUUGUGAAGAAGCUUUCGCCGGUUCGGGUGAUGGAUGGAGAGAGUGUUAAUUUAACUUGUGUUGUUAAGGGCAAGCCUACUCCUAAGAUCCAUUGGUACCACGAUGACAAGCCUAUCAAGGAAGGCAAGGAAAUUACUAUCUUGCAAGACACUGAAGGGGUUUGUAGUCUUGCUAUUACUGAAGUCUUUCCAGAGGAUGCUGGGGAGUACACUUGUCGCGCUCUUAAUCCUGUUGGUGAAGCUGUUUGUACGACUUCGCUUAUUGUUGAAGCGUACGAGUAUGUUCCGGAUUCAGAGAUUGCUUCUUCAGCAGUUGCUGGAUCACUGAUCAGUGGUUCUGAGGAAGACCUUCUCUCUCCAAAGGAGGCUCCUCUAUCUGAUACCGAUACGGAGGACUCAGCACCGGAGAUUAUUAAAACACUUCCUCAGUUAAUUCCGGCUAAAGAUGGAGAAUUGACUCGAUUGGAAGUAAAGGUAAAAGGUAAACCAAAACCAGAAGGCAAGUGGUAUAAACAGGGUAUUGAAAUAAAAUCUUCACAAGAAUUCCAAAUAGAAGAGUUUGAAGACGGUACAUCUGUAUUAACGAUCGCUGAAACUUAUCCCGACGAUACCGGUGAAAUCGUUUUUGAGGCACUCAAUCCACUGGGUGUUUCAACUACUACCACGUAUUUAUCUGUUGAAGGUAUUCUCGGAACAAAGGAGUACAGAAAGCCGGAAUGGGUAACGCAGAUGGAAGAAAUGCAAGAGGCAUUAAGAGCUAGUCAACAAGUUCCGAGAUUUAUUCAAGAAAUUACUGAUAUUUACACAGAAGCAGGUCAGAAGGUUGUUUUCGAGACUAUAUACUCAGGAAAUCCAGCUCCAGUGGUCGUAUGGUUUAAAAAUGAUAAAAUGGUUGCUAGUACUAAGAACGUGAAGGUUAAACUUAUUGAAGAAGAAAAGAAAACAUCGUUGGUUAUUACGCAUGCGACUCCUGAUGAUGAAGGUACUUAUGUUUGUAAAGCUACCAGUGACAUUGGACUGGCGACUACCAAAGCUAAAUUAAGAGUAACUGGCACUUAUGAACUUGGAGAGGAUGACUGGGAAGUUGAGGAGCAGCCGGAAGAAGUACCAACCAGAAAGAAGAGACAGGAAACUAGGAGAGCCAAAGAAACUAAAGAAAAAAUAAAAGCUCUUAAGGUUAGAGUUGAGCAACGAAAGGAAGCGAAGAGGGAAAAAGCUAUUGCUAGUGAACAGCCGGAUGAUAAGAGCAUCGUCGAUAUUGAAGAAAAUCAAGUCUUCGAGACAACAGAUCAGAUUCAACAUGAAACCUACGAAACAACGAAAGCGCAUCGAGUAGUUUCGGUUCAGGAGCCAGUCAUAACGGAAGCGACAGCUUCAUUGAAGAAAGUCGACGAAAAGACACAAAAAAUCGUGCCUAGACACGAAGAUCGAGCUCAGGUUACUUCUGAAACCUUCGAGACUGUUUCCGUGUCUGAGGUUCAUACUGAGACGAACAUCCAAGAAUUAAAGCGAGUUGAAGCCAAGACACGCAAAGCUAAAAAGACGGUAGAAGCAGAGAAGAAGGACCGAAGGAGAGAAGUUGAAGUUACUAUCGAAGAGGUUAUCAAGAAGCAGAAAGUUCAUCUUCUGAGAGCCGUUGAAGAAAUUAUGGAGCUCCUGAAUGUCAAAGAGUUUGGACCUGGUGAAUCGCCGCUUCGUGAGCUCGCUACUAUAGGAUUUCUGGUCAGCAAUGGAGUUCCGGUUAGCGAAAUAAAUGAAGCUCUUUAUAGAACCGAUCAAUUCCCGGCGCUAAGAACUCCGGAUGCACAAAAUGCUCUAGUUCAAUUGGUCGAGAGAGAAGGCCACGGCGCUUUGAUCACCCAAGUCCUUACUGAAGAAACUACUACUGAUGAAGCUAUUGUCGCGGCUACUGUUGGUUUCCGAGCUUUUAUGAGGAUGAUUGAGCUUGUACACACUACCGUUGAAGAAGUUAUUACUCAUUUCGCUCCCGAAGACUUCCGACCAAGAGCUUGGGAAGUCACUGAAAUUACUGAGGCUGAAGUUGAAGAACACAUCACAGAAAGAGUAUCCGUCGUCCAAACUACAGAGGUCCGCGUAAUGGAGAAACGUGAGGAGAAAAAAGCGAUCCUGAAGCAAGAUGUUCGAGAAAUUAAAGAAUACGAGGACACUCAGCUAGUACACGAAACACUGCACAAAGAAAUACAACCAGAAGAACACGGGUCUCGAGUGGUUGAGGACACACAAGAACAGGAUAGGGAAGUAGUUGAAAUUGAGCGCGAUGAGAGUAGGUUAGUUGUGAAAAAGCCGAAGAAAGAUACGCGAAAAAAGAAAGAAGAAGAAGAAGAAGAAGAAGAAGAAGAGGUUGUGGUAGUUGAAGAAGAAGAAAUAGUUACGAAAAGAAUUAGAAAGCCUACGGGCAAGCAGAAAGUAGCAGUUGAGAUUGAAGAAAUAGUGGAAGAAGAAGAAGAAGAGGAGGAGAAACGUAAGAAAGUUAUCAAAGCUAAAAGACCUCAAAAAGGCGAAGAAGAAAUAGAUUUUGAAGAAGUUGAAGACUUUGAAACAAUUAGAGACACGGCACUGCCAUCUGUGCCAGUUAAUACGUCAGUGCAAAGCCACGAGAUUGUUCCGUUGCGUAGAACUGCGGAACAGGCUCCUGGAAAACCUGACAGUGAAACAGCUAGGGUUACUUUGGAUACUGUGAACGCUUUGGUUGAACAAUACGUUCCAGUUCAGGAGAGCGAAGAUAAGAUCAGCAAGAUCAAGCCAGAUGAGAAGAAAGCUUUGGUGUCGAUAGCUCCAGUUGAGCCGUACUCUACAACGGAGACAACUGUCCAAGGUUCUCAUGGAGAAUUCAAGGGUACCUUCAAGCCAACAACCUUUGAAGCAACACCUGGAGUUGUUACAAAACCGAAAGAAAGCUUGCAAGUUACGGAAAUACUGGCCAGCGAUGCUAAAAUCACGGGAUUAGAUUUGAAGCAGGCUUUGACGAUUCAAAAAGCUGACGUCGCUUUGACACUCCAAGAAGCUACGACUGUCAGUGAGACUACAGUGAAUCAAGGCGAAGUUCCGAGCCAAGACUUUGUAGCGCCUGCUGCAGUGACCGCUGAAGACACAAUGCUGCCUAAUAUCAGUCUUUCUGUCUACGAAGUCAAUGAAGCUGUUACUGAAGACAAACUAGAACAAAGCAAGACAAUUUCUGCAAAGCCACGGGUCAAUAUCAGUGCUGUAGAACCUUUAAUAGUGGAAGAAGUCCAAACUGAAGACAAACCUGGAAAGUACUAUCCGGAAUUGAUUGUUCCGACGGAAAUGGCGACGACCACUGUUGUGGCGCAGAAGCUUUUUAUUACUGAAGAAAUGCAUGCACCGGAGAAAGAAGGGGAGUAUGUGCCAGGAAGAUUGCCCAUUGGUCAGAAAGCUCAGGUGGGCAUGUCAGAAGGCGGGGAGGCGCCGAUUAUUGGUGAGCAGCCGAUUCAGGAGAUGGAAGGGGAGUUUGUGCCUGGAAAAAAGGUUGAUACGUUUGAAGCUGAGACUAAUGUCAAUGUUUUGGAAAGCUUCACAGUUUCUACUGUGGAAACUCAACAUCAGGAAGUUAAUCUUGUGGUUGAAGAAACGAAGAAAGCUGUAGCUGAUUUCAAUGUUGUUGAGAAGAGUUCUGUGUUUACUACAGAAACAGUUACUUCGGAAAAAGAAGUUGAGUAUAAGUUGGAAGAAAGACCGAGUGUCAAAACAGCUGACAGUUCGAUUCUUCCUUUGGAAAUUGGAAGUGUUUCGAGUACAAUUGUUCAAGAGUCUGAGGGCGUUUAUAAUGAACAAGUUAAACCAACUUCUGCAAUCGCUGAAACUAGUCUUCGGCCAGAAGAACAUGUGAUGGUUUCUCAGGUAGAAACUGCAGAUUUGCCGGCUAACUUUAGCGAAGACUUGAAGUACGUCACAGAAAGUGGAAUCGUUUCGGUGCAAUUGACUGAAGCGAAGGUUGUUCAAGAGACUUUCACCCAUGAUCGUGAAGAGAAGUUUGAUUACUCUGCUAAGCCUGAAGAAAAGAUUGUAGACUUGAUUUAUGAUUCAGUCAAGGGUAUUGAAGUCUUUCAGACGACUUCGGUAGACAAAGAAGGUCAUUUAGAGAUCUACGAAAUGCCUGAGAGUCAUCGUGGAAAAGUUGUACCGACGCAUUCUAUCAUAUCCUUGCAGGUUGAAGAGACUCAGCCUGAGGACAAUGUUCAAAAACUUGACAAGUUGGUCCCAGUUACUGGUAAGGCUAAAGUGGGGCAGGAUAACUUGGUAGAAACUGUUGUAGAUAUUACAGUUGUUGAUGAGGGCUUGAAGCCAGUGGAGAAAGAUAAAGUACCUGAGUCGAAGUUUGCUGAAAUUGGGUUGAAUGAAGUAGAAAGUGUGAAGACAACGGAAGUUAUUGUGAAUGAAACUGAGGAAGACUAUAGAAGUGUUUCCAAAAUGGAGAGUGUGUUUGCAACAACUGGAUUCACAACGCAAUCUGCUGUUGAGUUGCAAGAGGUCAGAACUGAAUCACCUACUGGAGAACUACCAGAAGAAGUCCGUGUCAGUGGGAUGGCUCAAACUUCAGCAGUCCCACUUGAAUCGGUUUCUGUUGCUUUGCACGAAAUUGUUGAGAAGGAAGAUGUUUAUAUGGCGGACAUCAAGCCUGAGACUAAGACAGCUAACAUUGAUUACACAGAGACAAGAUCAGGCGCUAGUGUCUUAGAGGUAUUGACUCACGAUCUGGAGAAUGAAUACCAACCGGGUGAGAAGCCACGAGACUUUAUGGCUUCUAGUUCGAUUGACAGUCGAACGAUAGCCAUGAAAUCUGAAGUCUUGAUUGAACAAAGUGCAGGAAAGAUGUCUGAUGACAAACCCAAGACUGCGAAAGCUUUUGGAACUCAAGAAGCGCUUGAUGAGUUAGUUGUCGUUGAGACUAAUGUUGCUGAGGCAGAAAAGCCAAGACUUGAAGAAGCGAAGCCAAUUGAACAGAACGCUCAAUUGGACAUUGCAACUUCUGAGAAUGUUUCGGUGAUGGAAAUUACGACAGCUCAUGCUGAAGAGACUUUACAAACUGAAGAGCUUGUAUCUGAAAAGACUGUUACGAUGAAAUUGACGUCAACUCAUGAAGUGGCGCAGACUGAAGAGACGGUACUUGCUAAUAACAUUGAUGAUCUGUCUGAAGUAAGACCAAAAACAGAAAGCGCUACGCUGCAUCAAAGCGGCUUGGAGAUAGUUCAACAGAUCGAGUUGACGGUUUCGGAAAAGGAAUCGAUACUUCCGGAGGAUGUAAAGCCGAGUUUGAAAAACGUCGAUAUCAGCUUCACGGAAGGUGAGAGUGUCCAAGUACAGUUGACUCAUUCGGAAGAUAAAGAAGGCCAGCUUGAGGAUCAGGUUAAGCCGAAAAGCUUUGAAGCGUCGGUAGACUUUGAAGUUAAAGUUGUAGCAUCGCAAUAUGAAGUGAUGAGUGACACUGGAUUUGGAGAGUUGAAAACAGAAGUUCCGCAAGAUGCUAGACCAUCGGCAUCUUUGCUGCCUUAUGAAACUGCUGUUGCAGAAGAGGUUCAAACACGUGAAACUGAAGCUCCGUUGAAGGAAAUUCAACCUGACAAUCGAGUUGCUGAGAUGUCGUUUGAAAUAGGCGAGAGUAUCAUUGUGUCUGCUGUUGAAACAGGUGACAAAGAAAGACCUUUGGAAGAAGUUGCAAAACCGGAAAAUAAAUUAGCUACUUUUGAUUUUGAAAUGCAUCCAGUUGCUGAAGCUUCAGAAACGAUUACCCAAGAUGGCGCUGGAGAAUUUACGGUAGAAAAAACGCAACCAGCUACUGCUUUGAUGGAUCACGUUACGCACAAAAGCAUUGUGAUGCUCGAGACUUCUGUUGGAGACAGAGAAGGUAAUAUCGAUAAGUUUGUCAGACCUGAAGGAAAAGUUGUUGACGUUGCAUUUGAAGAAGCCAAAAUUUCUUUGAGUGUCACUGAAACGAUUUCGUCUGACAAAGAAAGAGAGUAUGUAAGCAAAGAAGAUAUAGCAACAGAGAAAGCAACGUUUAACUUCGAUGCUCACAGAGUUGCAGAACUUACUGAAGUUACGGCGUCUUCAAUUACUGAUGAGUUGAAAGAAAAGGCUCCAACAUCAGCAGUCGCUAAAGAAGAGCGGUUGCCGUUUGAAGGAGUUAUACAAACAGAAGCAGUAGUUUCUGAAAAAGAAAGAGAGUUUUUGGAGAAGCCUGUUAUCGCUACAAAUAAAGCAGAAAUGAUAAUUGGAGAUCAAGGAAACGUUACAACUGUUUCUGAAGUUAUUAUUGUUGACAAAGAAGGCUCACUAAAAAUUCCUGAGAAACCAGAGGAACGGAGAGCUUCGAUUGAUAUGACAGGACACCCCAUAGCUGAGAAAACUGAAGUUACUGUCGACUCUAGUGCAGGAGUCCUUGAAGAACUGCAAAAGGUAUCAGCCUCUGCAACUCCUUCGCAGACUCCCCUCGAGUCUGUUACAAGGAUUGAGACACAACCAUCAGAAUCUGAAGGUUUGUUAACUAAAGAUCUCAAACCAACGAAAGCACUUGCUGAUUUAUCCGUCGUGGAAGAUCAAAGUAUCCAAGUCACCAUGGUAACGAUAGAAGACAAGGAAUCUGGUUACACGCCAAAAGAUCUACCUGAGACAAAAAUUGCAGAUAAAGCUCUGGUUGGCGGACAUUUGGUCGCAGAAACAACUGAACACGUGGUUGAUUUCAGUACAGAAAUCAUAACUGAAGAAAAACCAGAGUUAUCGACUGCUGUUCUAGAUCAAAUUCCUUUCAAUCCAUUGACUAGCUCACAGAUGAUUGUUGGAGAAACUGAAGAUCAUUUUGUUCCCGAUGUCAAGCCUGAAGACCAUACUGCUAAGGUUGAUGUUGAAUUUGGACGAAGCACUGUCACGAUUUCUCAAGUACUUACGAGCGACAAGGAGACUACUUAUACUCCAGAAAUUUUCCCUAGUGAAAAAGCUGCGUCAAUGAAUAUCAAUUCAACUCAUGAGAUCGCUGAAACAACAGCUACGGAUGUCCAAGAUGCUCUUGGUGAUAUUGAGCGCAUGAAACUUGACUCAGUGAAAGCCAUUACUAGUCAAGAAGUCUUUAGAAGUCUUCAAGUAUCCCAAGAAAUUCCUCAAGACAAAGAACAAUUCUUUGAAGGGAAGUUUAAGGCAAAUGUGAAAGAUGUUGAGGUGGUUAUUGAAGAAGGAAAAGGUGUUACAACUAUUACUGAAAUCACUACUCAGGCCAAAGAAGGUACUCUUGAUGAUUUGGUUAGACCUGAAGCACGAGAAGCAGUACCUACCAUCACAUCAGGUCAUGAAGUUGCAGAACAAACUGAAGUAGUAACUGAUUUACUUGUUGGUCAAGUAGAAACUUUGCAGACAACUUCUGCGACUGCAAGAAUUGGUCAGAAACCUUACGAAACGGUUCAGCUGAUUGAAGAAUUUCUUGGUGAGCGUGAAAGCGAUCGCUUUGAAGUCAAAACAGUCACUUCAAGUGCUAAAGUGGCUGUAGAUGAGCAAAGCUCUGUGAUAGUUGCAACUACGGUGACUCAGGAUGAUGAACAAGAACUGCUAGUUCCGAAGAAACCCAAAGAAGAAAUGGCAAAACCAGGAGUUGAAGGCAAAGAAGUGGCUCUGCAAAGUGAAGUCGUCCCAAAGGAAGGUGUUGAUGAUCUUUUGGUAACGAGACCGACAGAAGCAGUGGCUAAAUCAACUCAAGGAACAUUUGAGAGUGUCAAUGUCAUCGAAGCUAUGCCUGAAGAACUAGGUUCAGAUUUUACGGGCAAGUUUAAGCCUGAUCAACGAAGUGCUGCUGUUUCGUUUGUCGAAGGAAAGAGUGUUACUGUUAAUGAAGUUAUGAUUCAAGAUAAAGAAGGCGCUAUUACAGUAGUUAAACACAUUGAAGGUGUUGCUGAAGUAAAACUGACCAGAGUUGGACAAGAUGUUGCUCAGAAAACUGAAAUCAUUGUUGAUCAAAGUGUAGGAUCUAUUGCGUCGUUCAAGAGUGACUCGAAAAAAGCUCAUCCUACACAAGAUACACUCGAGUCUGUGAUAAUUGAAGAGGUUCCUACAGGAGAAACUGAAGGUAACUUUAUUAAUUAUCCGAAAGCUAUUUCAAGUAAAAUCACGCCGACUUUCGAGGAAGGACACAGUGUGUCUAUCACUGAAGUAACAUCAGGUGAGCGUGAGAAGGUCCUUGAAGAACAAAAACUUCUUGAAUCACGCACUGCUGAAAGAACGGUGAUUACGCAACAUGGCAGUAUUAUGACUACUGUUGUAGAUUCACGGGUUGAUGUUAAGACUGAUGUCUCAGUGGAUGAGAGAACACCUCAGACAGCAACUCCAAGCCAAGAUACUUUUGAAAGUGUCACGGUUUCGGAGAAUAUUAUUGAAGAAACUGAAAAAACAUUUGAAGGCAAGUUUAAACCAGCAACUCAGACAGCUAACAUCGACGUUCAAGAAGUCAAAUCCGUUUUGGUAUCAGAGACAAUGUCUGAGUUUAAAGAAGAAAGCUUUGAAGGUACUCCAAAGAUCCAUACAGUUCAAGCUAAACCUGAGUUCAGUGUUCUUGAAACUGUACAAAAGUCUCAAGUGGAGACGAUUCAUAGUAUCGGCGAAGUGAAAGAUGAAACUACAGUUUCUUCACAAGCGACAAUGACUCAGACGACCAUGGAGUCGGUUAUAAAGACAGAAACGAUGGCAAGUGAAAGAGAAUCCACUUUUGAAGGGAAAUUCAAGCCAGAUGAAUACAAGGGCGUAGCACAGAUGGAAGGUCUUAGUACUGUUACAGUGACGGAGAUCUUGUCUAAUGAGAUUGAAGACACUUUGACAAUUGAUCAACAGCCAAAGGAUCGAAGAGCAUUACCAAAUAUUACAGGUAGAGAAGUGGCUGAAACUAUGGAAGUAGAAACUAUUGUAGGUCCUGAAGAGUUUGAAAAGUUCAAAGGGCCUGAAGGCGUCAAAGGAAGGCCGCAAGUUGAUACUCUCAUGUCUGUUAUUGUGUCACAGACAGUUUCUAAUGAAACUGAAGAGUUUCUUCCUGGUCUCGAAGUACCAUUACAGAAGAAUGUACAAGCCAAUUUAGAUACUCGAGAGAUCGCUGAGGUGUCUGAAGUCGAAAUUAUACUGACUGUUGGAGACUUUGUCAAAGCUGUAAGUCCGGAAGAGAAGAAGGGAAAGCCUGAAAUAGAAGAGUUUGCUCCUUUGACAGUAUCGCAAGUUCUGUCGCAUGAAGCUGAAGUAGAAAUGCCACGUCCUGAAAAACCAAGCAAGCAAAUCGCUCAACCAAGUCUUCUGGGUCGGGAAAUAGCAGAAACGUCGCAGGUAGAAAUCUUGCUUAGUGCUCAGAAGCUUACUGAAGAAUCGGCUCCAGAGGAAAGAAGAGUAACUUUUGGUUUGGAAGAAAUGACUUCAUUGAUUGUUUCGCAGACAAUGUCGGAAGAAGUUGAAAAUGCUCUUCCCGGUGAUGAAAAACCUGCUACUAAGAAAGUUGAAUUUGAUAUUGUUGGUCGUGAUGUUGCUGAAACUUCCCAAGUUUUGACCUUUGCUAGCUUCGAUCAGUUUGAAGAGAAGAAACCGGGCGAACAGAAGGGCAAACCUGGUCUUGAAGAACAUUCCUCCGUUACCGUAUCCCAGGUUAUUUCUAACGAGGCCGAAGAAAAUUUAGCCAGUCCUGAAGUGCCUUCUACGAAGACAGCACAGUCUAAUCUUUCAGGUAGAGAAAUAGCUGAGACUUCAGAAGUUGAAACUCUUAUGAAUGCGGAAAAUCUUGCUAGAGACAGUGCGCCAAAAGGAGAACAAGGCAAGCUAGGAUUGGAGGAGAUGACGUCUGUGAUUGUUUCUCAAACGGUGUCGAGUGAAGCUGAAAAUUUGUUACCAGGUGAAGAGAUACCCAGUACCAAAACUGCACAGCCUGAAAUUUUGGGACAUGACAUUGCCCAAACUUCUCAAGUCAUCACGAUGUCGAGUACUGGUGAUUUUGUCGAAGACAAAGCUCCAGAAGAGAAGAAAGGUCAGCCUAGUCUUGAAGAAAUGACUUCUCUCAUCAUUUCGCAGACUGUAUCUGAAGAAGUCGAGGAACAACUCCCUGGUCAAGAAAAACCAAGUACCAAAACUGCUCAACCAGACAUCAUGGGUCGUGAUGUAGCUGAAACAACUCAAGUCAUCACGCUCAAUGGCUUUGAAGAGUUUACUGAAGAUCAACCAGUACAACAAAAGAGCAAGCCAGGCUUUGCGGAACUAACAUCGAUUACGAUCUCGCAAGUUAUUUCCAGUGAAGCUGAAACUGAUAUGCCGACCGCUGAGCAACCAACCACAAAGACCGCUGAAGCUGAAAUAUUUGGCCAUGAUAUUGCUGAGACUUCUCAAAUUGUUGCACUGUCAAGUACAAGUGACUUUGUCGAUGAAAAAACUCCAGAAGGAAAGAAGGGCCAGCCAAGUCUUGAAGAAAUGACUUCUUUGAUUAUAUCUCAAACUAUCUCGGGAGAAUUUGAAGAAGUUCUUCCAGGUCAAGAAAAACCAACCACUAAGACGGCUCAAUCAGACAUCACAGGCCGAGAUAUAGCUCAAACUACCCAAGUGAUAACUAUGAAUAACUUUGAAGAGUUUUCAGAAGACAAGGUUGUAACAGAAAUAAGCAAAUCAAGUUUCGAAGAAUUAACAUCACUGACAGUGUCACAAGUUGUUUCGAGUGAAGCUGAAAAAGAAAUGCCAAGCGCUGAAAAACCAACUACUAAGAUUGCCCAGUCAGAUAUCUUAGGCCACGAUAUUGCUGAAACAACUCAAGUUGUUACAAUGUCAAGUACAGGAGAGUUCGUAGAGGAGAAAGCUCCUGAGCAGAAGAAGGGUCAGCCAAGUCUCGAAGAAAUGACAUCUCUCAUCGUAUCGCAGACUGUAUCCGGAGAAUCUGAGCAACAACUACCAGGUCAUGAACAACCGAGUUCCAAGACAGCUCAACCAGAUAUUUCUGGCCGAGAUGUCGCUGAAAUUUCUCAAGUCAUAACACUGAAUGGUUUUGGAGAAUUUACCGAAGUAAAACCAGAAGAACAUCGAGGUAAACCUGGAUUAGAAGAACAUUCUUCUGUCAAUGUGUCUCAAGUAGUAUCCAAUGAAGUUGAGGAAGUGUUACAAAGCCCCGAAGUGCCGAAGGGAAAGAAAGCUGAACCAAAUUUAUCAGGUAGAGAAAUAGCAGAGUCUAUUGAAGUCACCACUCAUUUGACAACUGAUGACUUUUCUACACCCCAAGCACCUGAAGGUCAGAAAGGCAAGCCCGGGUUGGACGAAAUGGUUUCUGUGAUAGUUUCUCAAACUAUAUCGAAUGAAAGUGAAAAUAUUUUGCCAAUUCAAGCACCAAGUGAAGUGACAGCUCAACCUAAUUUCCUUGGACGAGAAACGGCAGAAACGAUGCAAGUGACUACUGUUUCUCAUGUUCAAGAUCUUGUUUCAGAAACUGCUCCAGAAGGUCAACGAGUUAAGUCUCGUUUGGAUGAAUUUUCUUCAUUGAUCGUGUCAACAGCAAUGUCCAAUGAAGCAGAAGUGGCAUUACCAAGUCCUGAAGUUCCUACGGAAAAAACUGCACUGCCGAGUCUUCUUGGUCGUGAAGUUGCAGAAACUAGUCAAGUACUAACAAUGACUAGUGCUCAAGAUUUAGCAAGUUCUAAGUUACCUGAAAGUGCUCAAGGAAUGCCAGGUGUUGAUGGAUUGACGUCAGCUAUUGUUUCUCAAGUUUUGUCGAAUGAAAUAGAAGAACAGUUGCCAGGUCGAGAAGUGCCAAAUGAGAAGACAGCUCAACCUCAAAUGACUGGCAGAGAUAUUGCUAUGACGUCACAGACUAUCACGUUAAGUAGUACAGAAGAGUUUGUAAGUUCAAUAAAACCAGAAGAGCAAGAAGGAAUACCAAAUGUUGAAGAAUUCAAGUCAGUUACAGUUUCUCAAGUUAUCUCUAAUGAAUUUGGAGAAAAGUUACCCAGUGCAGAAAAACCUAGUGAAGGUUUAGCUAAAUCUAGUUUGUCAGGCAGAGAAGCUGCUGAAACAAUUCAAGUCACUACUGUUUCCAACACUGAGGAACUUGUGAAGGAAAAAGCUCCUGAAGGUCAAGCUGUACGACCAACAGUCGAUGAAUUAGUUUCCUUGACCAUUAGUCAAGUUGAUACGAAUGAAGCUGAAAAAAGUUUGCCUGAAGACGAGAAGCCGAAAAGAUACCAAGCGAUGAAGCAGAUGGAUAGUAUUGAAGUUGCUGAAACCACUGAAGUGAUAACUGUAACUUCAACAGAAAAAUUACAGGAACAUGCAGUUCCUGAAGAGCAACGAGGUAGACCAAACCUUGAAGAACUUGUUUCUUUGUCAAUCUCUGAAGUAACUCAGGGAGAAACAGAGGAUAUUCUUCCUUCUCCAGAUGUUCCUAAUAAACAAUUAGCAGACUCUAGUCUGAUUAGUCGACCAGUUGCUGAAAAAUCUCAAGUUCUUGCUACCACAACCACCGAAGAGCUUCUCAGUGCACCACAACCUGAAGGAAAGAAAGCUGUUUCAGAACGAAUUCCAUUUGAGACGUUCGAACAAACUAUUCAGCAGACUCACGAGGCUGAAUCUACAUUAACAAUCUCCAAAACAGCUACAUCUGCUCAUGCGGAAGUUUCCAUCAAGACUUCAAAGAGCGUAGAAGUGACGCAGGUAGUGGCUACUGAGAAAGAAGCUAAAGAAGUUAUCAAAGGCAUGGCGAGUGAAGUUAAUGCUCAGCCAGAUAUCAUGGAAAGCCAGGUAGCCGUAACAUCAGAAGUCCUACCCAAGUCAACCGUUUCUGAGUUUGAUGUUGCAAAGCCAGAUAUGAAAACCGCGCGAAAAGUUGAUGACGAGAAUAGAAGUGUCAUAGUAACAGAUUUUGAAACGCUUGAAGAAAUGGAAUCAGAGUUUCCUGAGUCCGUUAAACCUUUCUCAAAGUCAGCCACAGUCACGUAUGAAUCAGAACAUCUAGAGCAGUAUGUUGAAACAACAGAAGCACCAGUCCAUGAAUAUAUACAACCAACAAUACACCAUGAUACACCAAUACACGAAUACACUACAGAUAAAAUACAGCCACAGGUGGAAUCAGACACUGAGGUUACUGAAGAAUACACGACGACAUUUAGGCGAGGCAGUAAAGACGACAGUACUGCUAUUAAAACGAAGAAGACUAUCAUCAGGAAGAAGAAAUUGUCAAGAGAUGAAAGUGAUAAUGUUGUUGUGAUUGAAGAAGUGUUAGAUGAUGUUAAACCACAGGUACAAUCAAUACCAAAGAAGCAAUUUAUGCCAAUUGAAGAAGUUACAGGAGUAUUUGAGAGUGAUGAAACAGUUCCUUCAAUUAUUGAAGAAAUUGAGGACGUUCCGGAAGAAAGAAAAGAUACUGUCGAAAAAAUUGAUGUCAUUAACGUUCAGGAAAAUGGUGAUGAUAGAAAAAUCACGAAAAAGAAAGUUGUUAGGAGAGAUAGAAAAGGACGGAAGGUUGUUAUAGAAGAAACUACGCUUGAGGAAGAAGGUAAAAGUCCUAUUGUUACUGAAGUACCUAUGUCAUUUGAUGAUGAUAUGAGUGAGGUAGAAAAACCAACAAUUAUUGAACAAGAAGAAGUGAAUGAUAAGGUAACAGUUGAAAAACCAGAAAAACAAGGUGAAAAAACAGUGAAAGAAAAAGGCAAAAAAAGAGAUGAUAAGAAAGUUACUCGAAGAAAAAAGACAGGUGAUAGUGUUGAAGAACAAGUGAUUGAAGAUAAAAAUAAGGUAUCAGUGAAGAUCGUUAAAGCUAUGCCUGUCGAGUUGUUUACGGAAGAAGUGACCGAGUUUCAGCCUGAAAUAAUUCAUGUACAACCGAUAGAAGUAGAAGAGACUCGAGAAGAAGUUAUGAUCACAACCGAAAUAACAAAAACUGGUAAACCAAAAAGGGUGAUAAAGAAGAGAAUUAUCCGUAGAAAAGGUAGGAAACAACAGAUAACUGAAGAGCAAACAAUAGAAGAAGAAGGUAAAGAACCUGUUAUAACUGUUGUUGCAAAUCCAGAAGAAGAAAUUAUACCUGAAGAAACAACAGGUGUCAUUCGAGCAAUUGAACCCGUUCAAGCCACUGAAAGAGAAGAAAUUCGUGAAGAAGUAACAGUAACUCGAGAAGUUACUGAAACAGGCAAACCACGAAAAGUUACAAAAAAGAAAAUCAUUCAUAGAAGAGGUCAGAAACAGCAGGUUACUGAAGAGCAAACAAUAGAAGAAGAAGGUAAAGCACCUGUUGUAACUGUUGUUGCAAAUCCAGAAGAAGUAAUACCUGAAGAAACAACAGGUGUCAUACGAGCAAUUGAACCAGUUCAAGCCACUGAGAGUGAAGAAAUUCGUGAAGAAGUAACAGUCACUCAAGAAGUAACUAAAACCGGCAAGCCACGAAAAGUUACAAAAAAGAAAAUCAUUCGUAAAAAAGGUAAGAAACAGCAGGUUACUGAAGAACAAACAAUAGAAGAGGAAGGUAAAGCACCUGUAGUAACCGUUGUUGCAAAACCAGAAGAAGAAAUCGUCCCUGAAGAAACAACAGAUGUCACUCAAGCAAUUGAACCCGUUCAAGCCACUGAGAGUGAAGAAAUUCGUGAAGAAGUAACAGUAACUCAAGAAGUAACUCAAACAGGCAAGCCACGAAAAAUUACGAAAAAGAAAAUCAUUCGUAAAAGAGGUAAGAAACAACAGGUUACUGAAGAACAAACUAUAGAAGAGGAAGGUAAAGCACCUGUAGUAACCGUUGUUGCAAAACCAGAAGAAGAAAUCAUCCCUGAAGAAACAACAGAUGUCACUCAAACAAUUGAACCCGUUCAAGCCACUGAGAGUGAAGAAAUUCGUGAAGAAGUAACAGUAACUCAAGAAGUAACUCAAACAGGCAAUCCACGAAAAGUUACGAAAAAGAAAAUCAUUCGUAAAAGAGGUAAGAAACAACAGGUUACUGAAGAGCAAACGAUAGAAGAAGAAGGUAAAGCACCUAUCAUUACUGUAGUUGCAAAUCCAGAAGAAGAAAUUAUAACUGAAGAAUCAACAGGUGUCAUUCGAGUUAUUGAACCCGUUCAAGCUACUGAGAGAGAAGAAAUUCGUGAAGAAGUAACGGUCACUCAAGAAGUAACUAAAACAGGCAAACCACGAAAAGUUACUAAAAAGAAAGUCAUUCGUAAGAGAGGUCUAAAGCAACAAGUUACGGAAGAGCAAACAAUAGAAGAGGAAGGUAAAGAACCUGUCGUUACUAUUGUUGUAAAUCCAGAAGAAGAAAUCAUACCUGAAGAAACAACAGGUGUAAUACGAACAAUUGAACCAGUUCAAGCCACUGAGAGUGAAGAAAUUCGUGAAGAAGUAACAGUUACUCAAGAAGUAACUGAAACAGGUAAGCCACGAAAAGUUACAAAGAAGAAAAUCAUUCGUAAGAAAGCUCGAAAGCAACAGGUUACUGAAGAAGAAACAAUAGAAGAAGAAGGGCAAGCACCUGUUGUAACUGUUGUUGUAAAUCCAGAAGAAGAAAUUAUACUUGAAGAAACAACGGAUAUAAUACGAGCAAUUGAGCCCGUUCAAGCUACUGAGAGUGAAGAAAUUCGUGAAGAAGUAACAGUAACUCGAGAAGUUACUGAAACAGGCAAACCACGAAAAGUUACAAAAAAGAAAAUCAUUCAUAGAAGAGGUCAGAAACAGCAGGUUACUGAAGAGCAAACAAUAGAAGAAGAAGGUAAAGCACCUGUUGUAACUGUUGUUGCAAAUCCAGAAGAAGUAAUACCUGAAGAAACAACAGGUGUCAUACGAGCAAUUGAACCAGUUCAAGCCACUGAGAGUGAAGAAAUUCGUGAAGAAGUAACAGUCACUCAAGAAGUAACUAAAACCGGCAAGCCACGAAAAGUUACAAAAAAGAAAAUCAUUCGUAAAAGAGGUAAGAAACAACAGGUUACUGAAGAGCAAACGAUAGAAGAAGAAGGUAAAGCACCUAUCAUUACUGUAGUUGCAAAUCCAGAAGAAGAAAUUAUAACUGAAGAAUCAACAGGUGUCAUUCGAGUUAUUGAACCCGUUCAAGCUACUGAGAGAGAAGAAAUUCGUGAAGAAGUAACGGUCACUCAAGAAGUAACUAAAACAGGCAAACCACGAAAAGUUACUAAAAAGAAAGUCAUUCGUAAGAGAGGUCUAAAGCAACAAGUUACGGAAGAGCAAACAAUAGAAGAGGAAGGUAAAGAACCUGUCGUUACUAUUGUUGUAAAUCCAGAAGAAGAAAUCAUACCUGAAGAAACAACAGGUGUAAUACGAACAAUUGAACCAGUUCAAGCCACUGAGAGUGAAGAAAUUCGUGAAGAAGUAACAGUUACUCAAGAAGUAACUGAAACAGGUAAGCCACGAAAAGUUACAAAGAAGAAAAUCAUUCGUAAGAAAGCUCGAAAGCAACAGGUUACUGAAGAAGAAACAAUAGAAGAAGAAGGGCAAGCACCUGUUGUAACUGUUGUUGUAAAUCCAGAAGAAGAAAUUAUACUUGAAGAAACAACGGAUAUAAUACGAGCAAUUGAGCCCGUUCAAGCUACUGAGAGUGAAGAAAUUCGUGAAGAAGUAACAGUAACUCAAGAAGUAACUCAAACAGGCAAGCCACGGAAGGUCACAAAAAAGAAAACAAUUCGUAAGAGAGGCCAGAAACAACAGAUUACCGAAGAGCAAACAAUCGAAGAAGAAGGUAGCGCACCUGUUGUAACUGUUGUUGCAAAACCAGAAGAAGAGAUCAUACCUGAAGAAACAACAGAUGAGAUACGAGCAAUUAAACCCGUUCAAGCUACUGAGCGAGAAGAAAUUUGCGAAGAAGUAACAGUCACUCAAGAAGUAACUGAAACAGGCAAGCCGCGAAAAGUAACGAAAAAGAAAAUCAUUCGUAAGCAAGGUCGAAAGCAACAGGUUACUGAAGAACGAACAAUAGAAGAGGAAGGUGAAGCUCCUGUCGUUACUGUUGUUGCAAAUCCAGAAGAAGAUAUCAUACCUGAUGAAACAACGGAUGUUAUACGAGCAAUUGAACCCGUACACGCUACUGAGAGAGAAGAAAUUCGUGAAGAAGUAACAGUCACUCAAGGAAUAACUCAAACAGGCAAGCCACGAAAAGUUACAAAAAAGAAAAUCAUUCAUAAAAAAGGUAAGAAACAACAGGUUACUGAAGAACAAACAAUAGAAGAGGAAGGUAAAGCACCUGUAGUAACCGUUGUUGCAAAUCCAGAAGAAGUAAUACCUGAAGAAACAACAGAUGUCACUCAAGCAAUUGAACCCGUUCAAGCCACUGAGAGUGAAGAAAUUCGUGAAGAAGUAACAGUUACUCAAGAAGUAACUCAAACAGGCAAGCCACGAAAAGUUACGAAAAAGAAAAUCAUUCGUAAAAGAGGUAAGAAACAACAGGUUACUGAAGAACAAACAAUAGAAGAGGAAGGUAAAGCACCUGUAGUAACCGUUGUUGCAAAACCAGAAGAAGAAAUCAUCCCUGAAGAAACAACAGAUGUCACUCAAACAAUUGAACCCGUUCAAGCCACUGAAAGUGAAGAAAUUCGUGAAGAAGUGACAGUAACUCAAGAAGUAACUCAAACAGGCAAGCCACGAAAAGUUACAAAAAAGAAAAUAAUUUGUAAGAAAGGUCGAAGACAACAGGUUACUGAAGAGCAAACAAUAGAAGAAGAAGGUAGUGCACCUGUUGUAACUGUUGUUGCAAAUCCAGAAGAAGAAAUCAUACCUGAAGAAUCAACAGGUGUCAUACGAACAAUUGAACCAGUUCAAGCCACUGAGAGUGAAGAAAUUCGUGAAGAAGUAACAGUCACUCAAGAAGUAACUAAAACCGGCAAGCCACGAAAAGUUACAAAAAAGAAAAUCAUUCGUAAAAGAGGUAAGAAACAACAGGUUACUGAAGAACAAACAAUAGAAGAGGAAGGUAAAGAACCUGUAGUAACCGUUGUUGCAAAACCAGAAGAAGAAAUCAUCCUUGAAGAAACAACAGAUGUCACUCAAGCAAUUGAACCCGUUCAAGCCACUGAGAGUGAAGAAAUUCGUGAAGAAGUAACAGUUACUCAAGAAGUAACUCAAACAGGCAAGCCACGAAAAAUUACGAAAAAGAAAAUUAUUCGUAAAAGAGGUAAGAAACAACAGGUUACUGAAGAAGAAACAAUAGAAGAAGAAGGUCAUGCACCUGUUGUAACUGUUGUUGCAAAACCAGAAGAAGAAAUCAUACCUGAAGAAACAACAGGUGUCAUACGAACAAUUGAACCAGUUCAAGCCACUGAGAGUGAAGAAAUUUGUGAAGAAGUAACAGUCACUCAAGAAGUAACUAAGACCGGCAAGCCACGAAAAGUUACGAAAAAGAAAAUCAUUCGUAAAAGAGGUAAGAAACAACAGGUUACUGAAGAGCAAACGAUAGAAGAAGAAGGUAAAGCACCUUUCAUUACUGUAGUUGCAAAUCCAGAAGAAGAAAUUAUAACUGAAGAAUCAACAGGUGUCAUUCGAGUUAUUGAACCCGUUCAAGCUACUGAGAGAGAAGAAAUUCGUGAAGAAGUAACGGUCACUCAAGAAGUAACUAAAACAGGCAAACCACGAAAAGUUACUAAAAAGAAAGUCAUUCGUAAGAGAGGUCUAAAGCAACAAGUUACUGAAGAGCAAACAAUAGAAGAGGAAGGUAAAGAACCUGUCGUUACUAUUGUUGCAAAUCCAGAAGAAGAAAUUAUACCUGAAGAAACAACAGGUGUCAUACGAUCAAUUGAACCCGUUCAAGCUACUGAGAGAGAAGAAAUUCGUGAAGAAACAACAGUCACUCAAGAAGUAACUAAAACCGGCAAGCUACGAAAAGUUACGAAAAAGAAAAUCAUUCGUAAAAGAGGUAAGAAACAACAGGUUACUGAAGAGCAAACGAUAGAAGAAGAAGGUAAAGCACCUAUCAUUACUGUAGUUGCAAAUUCAGAAAAAGAAAUUAUACCUGAAGAAACAACAGGUGUCAUAGGAGCAAUUGAACCUAUUCAAGUUACCGAGAGAGAAGAAAUUCGUGAAGAAGUCUCAGUCACUCAAGAAACAACUCAAACAGGCAAGCCACGAAAAGUAACGAAAAAGAAAGUCAUACGUAAGAAAGGUCAAAAGCAACAGGUUACUGAAGAGCAAACAAUAGAAGAAGAAGGUGAAGCACCUGUUGUAACUGUUGUUGUAAAACCAGAAGAAGAAAUCAUCCCUGAAAAAACAACGGAUGAGAUACAAGAAAUUGAACCCGUUCAAGCUACUGAGAGUGAAGAAAUUUGCGAAGAAGUUACAAUAUCUCAAGAAGUAACUGAAACAGGCAAGCCACGAAAAAUUACGAAAAAGAAAAUUAUUCGUAAGAGAGGUCAAAAGCAACAGGUUACUGAAGAGCAAACCAUAGAAGAGGAAGGUAAAGCACCUGUUGUUACUGUUGUUGCAAAUCCAGAAGAAGAAAUCGUAUCUGAUGAAACUACUGGACCUUCUCCUUCCAUUCCGUACGAUAGAUCUAUCAACAACGAUGAGAUUCGGCAAGAAGUAACCGUUACAGAAGAUACUUCAUCCGAAGGCAAGCCACGUAAAACAACUAAGAAAAGAGUUAUUAGACGCAAAGGUAUGAGGCAACAAGUUAUUGAAGAACGUACUGUGGAAGAAGAAGGCAAAGCUCCAGUCGUUACUGUUGUUAAAGAACCAAAUGAAGAAGUUGUUACUGACGAAACCUCUCAACCAUUACCAGAUGAGACUUAUCAAACUGUUACUGUUACUGAAGAUAAGAGUCCUGAAGGUCAUGUUGUGAAGAUAACAAGGAAGAAAAUUGUACGUAAACGUGGUAAAAAGCAACAAGUUAUUGAAGAAAAAACUACUGAAGAGCAAGGCAAAGCUCCAGUCACAGAAACUGUCACACAACCUGAAGAAGAAAUUAUUUCUGAUUUGGUAGUCCAGCCACAUCCUGUUGUUCAGUUCGCAGCUACGUCAGAAUGCGAAGAAAUCCGGGAAAUAGUCACGGUUACUCAGGACACAACAAAUGUCGGGAAACCUCGUAAAAUAACAAAGAAAAAGUUAAUUCGUAAGCGAGGUACGAAACAGCAAGUUACUGAAGAACAAACAAUAGAAGAAGAAGGAAAAGCUCCAGAUACCAUUACAAUUGUACAACCUGAAGAAGAGAUUAUUCUCGAAGAAACAACUAGGCCACUACUGCUUUCCACUUUCGAUACACUUGAUGAGCUCUUAGAUGUUCCUGAAAUUCCAGACAUUAAUGAAGUUAAGAAAGUAAAACCAAAGAAGAAGAAAAUCGUUCCAAAGAAUGAUGAGAAAGGUGAAGAUCAAGCUUCAGUUCCCAUCGAAGAAAUAAUAGAAGAAGCAGUUCCAGAAGAUAUAAUCGAAAUUACACCUGAAGAAACCCACGAAAUCGUCACAAUAACUCAUCAAAAAACAACUAAAGGCAAACCAGUGAAAGUUACUAAGAAAAAGAUUAUCCGGAAAAAAGGUAAGAAACAACAAGUGAUAGAAGAAAGAACAAUUGAAGAAGACGGACAAACACCAGUAACCAAAUUUAUUGUUGAACCGGAAGAAGAGAUAAUUUACGAUCGUACGACGGGACCUCUGCCUACUCCGGCAACAGCUACACCAGUCGAGAGUGAAGAAAUUCAAGAGAUAAUGACAGUAUCUACAGAAAUUACUGACAUUGGCAAGCCACGAAAGAUUACGAAGAAAAAAGUUAUUCGCAAAAAGGGUAAUAAGCAACAGAUAACUGUCGAAAAAGUGAUUGAAGAAGAUGGAAAAGCUCCAGUUAGAGAAUCUACUGUUGAGCCUGAAGAAAUAAUUAUUUCUGAAGAUUUUGCAGCACCACUUCCAGUUUUUGCUCAUGAAAUGCGACAAGAAAAAGAAGAAAUCCAUGAAGUUGUUACAGUGACGACAGAAUGGACUAAGAAUGGAAAACCAAAGAAAAUAACAAAAAAGAAAACAAUCCAUAAAAAAGGUAAAAAGCAGCAGAUUGUAGAGGAAAAAACAGUGGAACAAAAAGGAAAGCCAUCGGUAAAAACAGUCACGAUUCUACCAGAAGAAGAAAUUAUUUCUGAAGAAAGUACAUUGCCAUUAUCGACUACCGUGCAUGUUCGGCCUUCUGAUCGUGAAGAAGUUCGACAAGAAGUUACUGUAUCAGAAGAAAUAACAGAUGAAGGAAAACCACGUAAAGUAACAAGAAAGAGAGUUAUUACAAAACGGGGUAAAAGAAUUCAAGUUUCUGAGGAAAAAGUCAUCGAAGAAGAAGGAAAAGCUCCAGUAUCUGAAGUGGUUACUGGUCCACUAGAAGAUAUCAUUUCGGAUGAGACUCUAGAGCCAAUACCUUUUGUUGAAUUCGAACAACCUAUUGUGAUUGAGGAAAUUGAAGAGCCAGUAACAAUUACAGAAGAGAAGGUUCUGGAGGAUAAAGCAGAUAAAACUCCGAAGAAGAAAAGCAAAAAGCGUCCAAAAACUGAUAAAAAACGAGUUGAAGCUACAGAAUCAGCUAUUCCGGAUGAAAUUCUGGAAGAAAUCGAUUCAGGUGUCGAAUCUGUUGAGGCAACUGAGAGCGAAGAAACACGAAAUCUAGUCACAGUUGUUGAAGAAACAUCAGAAACUGGAAAAGCACAGCGAGUCACCAAAAAGAAAGUAAUCCGUAAGAAAGGGAAAAAACAGCAGGUAACUGAAGAAAAAACUAUCGAAGAAGAUGGAAAAGCUCCAGUGAUAGAAGUAACUGAACAACCUGUAGAAGAAAUCGUACUCGAAACGACUGAAACUAUUCCUGAAGAAUCCAUUCAACCAAUAGAAGAAGAAAUCCGUGAGGUUGUUACUGUUAGUAACGAAAUAACAGACAAAGGCAAGCCUAAAAAAGUAACCAAAAAGAAAAUUAUAGUAAAGAAAGGUUCAAAACAACAAAUAACUGAAAAACAAACAGUUGAAGUGGAAGGUGAAGCUCCGGUAAUUCAAGUCGUUGUUGAGCCAGAAGAAUACGUCAUAACUGAUGAAACAAUUCAAUCAGUACCUGAUGUGGAGUAUGGUAAGCCAUCUGACACGGAGGAAGUUCGGGAAAUAGUGACGGUUACUCAGGAAACAACAGAAACUGGCAAGCCUAAGAAAAUAACUAAGAAAAAAACUAUCCGUAGGAAAGGUCAGAAACAACAAGUUACUGAAGAAAGAAUAGUUGAGCAAGAAGGUAAAGUUCCUAAAAGAUCAGUUGAGACGUUGCCUGAAGAGGAAAUCAUUCUAGAGGAGGUUACUAUGCCGAUGCCUGAAGAAAUCACUCAAGUUGUUUCUGUGAUUGAAGAUGUUACACCAGAAGGCAAACCACUACGUGUUGUUAAAAAGAAAACUAUUCGCAAAAAAGGUAAAAAGCAACAAGUUGUUGAGGAGAAGACGGUGGAAGAAGAGGGUCAAGCUCCGAUAACUGAAAUCACUGUUGAGCCGAUUGAAGAAAUAGUUGUUGAUGAAACCGUUGAAACACUUCCGUUAGAUAAAAAAAUGAAACCGAAAACGAAAAAGAAGCCUAAAGAGGUUAAACAAGUUUCAGAAGAUAUUCAAACACUGAAGGAUAAAUUGAAGCCAUUGAAAAUGAAAGUUGAAAUGCAGGAAUCAAUGCCGAAGAAAUUAGAAAUUACUUCUCCGCAACCGUUAUUUGCUAAAUUGAAAUUGAGAAAAGCUCCAAUACUUAAACCUAAAGAUAAAAAAGAUAAAUUCCCCAGAGUUCUUCUGCGCAGUCGAAUCAACUUCUUUGAGUACCCUCCGUUGAUGCAUUAUCCAAAGAUAACCUUGCUCAAGCCACAGUUCGUUCAAACGGGAGUGCUUUCACGGAACAUUGAAGAAGCUAUAAAAUUGAGAAAGAAGAAAAUGAAAAAGUUCAAACCUCAUGACUAUGAUCAGGAAGAGUUGGAGAGAUUAGAUCUAGAAUUUGAGGAAGUGAAGAAGCCUCUGGAACAACCAGAAGAAAUGGAACCUUACAAACGUAAGCCCAAGCCCGGUAAGCCUGAAGAAAAAACUGCAGAGAAGUUGAAAAUGGGUAAAGGCAAGCUUCGACCGGAUGAUGAAAGUCCAGAAGCUGUAACAUUGAAAAGAAUACCGAAAAAAGAGGAUCAAGAUGAGUCUGAAAUAAAAUUAAAACCUUCGGAUAAAAAGAAGCCUAGCGAGAAAAAGAAGCCCAAGAAGGAAAAAGAAGAGCCGGAAGGUCCUACAUUCGAACCUUAUGACAUCAAGCCAUUUGAGACUGAUCUUGAAAAGCGGGAGCCAUUGGAAGAGGGAGAAAUGCCUGUAAGUUCUAAAAAAGACGAUCAGAAAAAACCAAAACGGAUGUCUAAAAAACCUAAGCAAGAGUCAGACAAGGUUGACAUUGUUCCAGGUAAGCCUAAGCCUGGAGAUGAAGACGAAACUCCAGACUUGAAAUUGAAGUACAAACAAGGUCCAAAGCCUGAAGACAAACCAGAAGAGAUAAAAUUGAAACCAUGGAAAAAACCUAAAUCUUCAGACGAUGAAGAAAAGCCAAUUAAUGACAGUUUGCGGUUCACUCCGCAUGAUCAAGAGCAUGAUGAUACGCCGGAGGAAAUUGAAACAAUAACUACUCAGGAAAUUGUAAAGAUACCUUCAAAGAAACCGAAGAAAAUUACUACUAAACGGAUUACAAAGAAGAAAGGCGAUCAGCAACAAGUCACUGAGGUAAAGACAAUCGAAGAGGACGGAAAAGUGCCUGUUUGUUCAGUAACUGAGUAUCCUGUUGAGGAAGUUGUAUUCGAUAAGAUAGUUCCAGUUGAAUCAGAAACAUUACUCCCGACAGUUCAUGAAGAAAUUCGUGAACAAGUUACUAUUUCUGAGAUCGUUACAGAAGAAGGUAAGCCACAGAAAGUAACAAAGAAACGGACUAUCAAACGACGAGGUCAGAAACAACAGGUGGUUGAAGAAAAGACUAUUGAAGAAGAAGGUCAACAACCAAUUGUUUUGCUUAGCGAAACAAUAAACGAGGAAGUUAUCAAUGAAGAUACCUAUCAGACUAUUGAUGCCGUUGAAGAAAUAACGCCAAUUGUAACUGAAGAAACAACUGAGCAGGUUUCGGUGACGGAAACUAUCUCUGCUGAAGGUGUUCCUCAAAAACUGACUAAAAAGAAGACAAUUAAGAAAAAAGGAACCAAGCAAAAUGUGAGGGAAGAAAUUACUAUCGAAGAAGCUGGUAAGACUCCAAGGUUGAAGACAAGUGAGCAAGUAUUUGAAGAAAUUCCAUGCUUGCCUGAUCAAGAACAAAUUGAGCCAACAAUUGUGGAUGAUAUAACUGAGGACGUGCAGAUUACAGAAACUGUAACCAAAAUAGGCACGCCGAAGAAAUUCACAAAGAAAAAGACUGUUAGAAGAAAGGGAUCAGUUGAACAGGUUACUGAAAAAAUCGUUGUUGAAGAACAGGGCAAAGCUCCAGUCACUUUAACUAUCAGUGAACCGACUGAAGGAACUGUUGGGGAUGAAGAAGCUGUUGAGUUUUUGGUAACACUUGAUGGACUGGUUCCAGUUGAAGAAAUAACGCAACAAGUUAUUGUUACAGAAGAAAUUACAGAGAAAGGUAAACCUAAAAAGAUGGUGAAGAAACGUGUGACUAAGAAAGCUGGCAAGAAACAACAGGUAACAGAGACAACUUUGGUUGAAGAGGAGGGUAAAGCACCUCUGACAAGUGUAGAAGAACAACCUGUGGAGGAAAUCUUGGUUGAUGAAAUUACUGAAAUCAUACCUGUGACUGAAGAAGCAGUGCCUUCUGAAGCUGAAGAAGUGAAGGAACAAGUUGUGGUUAGUGAAGAGGUCACUUACGAAGGACAGCCAAAGAAAACAACUAAGAAACGAAAAAUCACGCGAAAAGGCAAAAAGCAAAAAGUAAUUGAAGAAAUCACAACUGAAGAAGGUGACCAAGCACCUGUAGUAGAGAUUGUUGAAUAUCCAGAGGAAGAAGUUAUUUUUGAAGAGACGAUGAAACCAUUUGAAGCUAAUGAAGUUAAGGAAGACACUGAAUUGAUUCCGAUCACUGAAACUAAAGUUGUAGAGGAAAUUACUCCACAAGGAAAACUAAAAAAGACAAGCAAGAAAAGGAAAGUUGUAAAGAAACCAGAUGAAGAGACAAAGAUCAUUGAAGAGACUAUCAUUGAAGAAGAAGGAAAAGCGCCAGUUCAGACAGUUGUAGAAAUAUCAUUAGAAGAAAUACAGCAAGAUAAAUUGAAAAAACGUACGAAAGCAAAGAAGCCUAAGAGUAAAACUGUGGAUGAGACUGAGGACAACCAAGAUGUGAAAGAAGGGCUGAAACCUCAACCAAUUAAACGGAUUAAGGAUAAAAAACCUCAGAAACCAAAGAUACAAGAACCUGAAAAGCCACAGUUUGGGUUAAUAAAGCUGAAAAAGGCUCCAGUGAAGCAAAAAGACGUUAAGAAGGGAAAGUUCCCGAAAAUUAUGCUUCGUAGCCGAAUUCAGUUCUUUGAAUGGCCACCGAGUGAAAGAACACCAAAAAUUUCUUUGUUAGAACCUAAUGAAGUUCAGAAUGGAAUCUUAUCUCACAAUGUUGAAGAAGCUCUGAAGUUGAAGAAACCUAAGCAAAAGAAAAAGAAGCCACAAGGUUUUGAUGAAACGGUAUUGGAAAAAUUGGAUACAGAGUUUGACGAAUUGAAGAAAGUUCCUUUGGAGGAGGUUGAAGAUAAAUCUAUUUAUCAGCGAAAACCAAAGAAAGAAAAGCCUGAAGAUAAAGAUGAGAGAAAAUUGAAGAUGGGUAAAGGCAAAGUUCCGAAAGAUGAAGAAGAUCAGGAACAAAUAAUACUGAAAAAGAUUCCACGGAAGCCUGAAGAAAAGCUUGAGGAAGAAAAGCCAGAGAUUCCGGCGAAGCAGAAGAAAGAAAAGAAGAAAGAUAUCCCCGAAGAUUUAGAUCAACCUAAGCUUCUUCCAUUUGAGCCACAUGAUAUUGAACACGAGAAACCUGACUUAGAAGAACGGACAGUCUCUGAACAAGAAGAUGAAGAAACACCUGUUCAAGAAAAAGAUAAAAAGAAAAAGCCUAAGCAGAAACCAAAAAAGCCGAUUGCUGAUGUAGAAAAAAUUGAAAUCAAACCUGGUAUUCCUAAGAAAGAUCAACCGGAUGAAAGUCCAGAGUUAAGAUUGAAAACUAAACAGGGACCUAAACCUGAAGAACAACCGGAAGAAAUCAAACUCAAGCCCUGGAAAAAACCAACGGAUGAGAAGUCAAUAGAAGAAAAACCUGACGAUGAGGUCAAGUUUACUCCAACUGAUAUUGUUGAUACCGUUGUCACUGAAGAAAUAAAAAAAGAACCAGGCAAAAAAUCGAAAAAGAUAAUAAAGAAGAAAAUUAUUCGAAAAAAGCAAUAUGGCAAACCAGACGUGACUGAAGAAGUUACGAUUGAAGAAGAAGGAGAGGCACCAGUUACAACCGUUUCUUCGAUUCCUCAUGAAGAAGUUGUUCUGGAAGAGAUUUCUCAAGAUUUUGUAGUUGCCGAGCAGAAAGCUCAGCCUACGAUUGUUGAGGAAACGCGUGAGGAAAUUGAAGUAUCUGAAGUUAUAACUGAAGAGGGUAGACCUAAAAAAGUCACUAAGAAACGCAAAACAACUAAAAAAGGUGAUCAUGGAAAGGUUAUUGAAGAAAUAGUAGUUGAAGAAGAAGGCAAAACACCUGAACAAACAGUUGUCGAGUAUGAUCUUCCUGAAGAAGAAAAAUCAGAUACCAAAAAGACAUCUAAGAAAAAACCAAAGAAACUGUUAAAGUCUGAUGUUACGGUAGAAAAACCGAAAGAUGAAGAAAAGCCGGUGUUGCAGAAAAUCAAAAAGGGAAGUCAAAAACCUACUGCUUUGGAAAUAAAAGAACCAGAAGUUCCUUUGUUUGCUCAGAUUAAGCUGAAGAAAGCUCAGCCUGUUCGUAAGCCCAAAGAGGAAGUCAAAAAAAAUAAAUUUCCUAAAGUGUUAUUGCGGAGCAGAAUCACAGACCAUGAGUGGCCGCCAGCUAUUGAGUAUCCAACGGUUUCAAUUAUUGAACCCAAUGAUGUUCAGUCUGGAAUUCUCUCACGUAAUAUGGAAGAAGCUUUGAAAAUCAAGAAGAAAAAACGUAAGUUGCCUAAGCCAACAGAUAAAGAACUGGCAGAUUUAGAGAAAUUGGACAAGGAAUUUGAAGAAAUCAAAAAGGUUCCAUUGGAGAAGGUUGAUGAUAAAGUACCUUACGAAAGAAAACCGAAGCCGGAAAAAGUAAAACCUGAAGAAACGGAAAAAUUGAAAAUUGGUAAAGGAAAAAUCAAACCGAAAGAAGAAGAUGAGAUAGAAAAGGUGAAAUUGAAGAAGAUACCGGAGAAAAAACCAGAAGAGCAAGAAGAACAAAAACCUGCGAAGAAAAAGAAAACUCCUGAGGAUAAAAUUAAAGAACCAAAAGAUGACAAAGAAUGUCCUGAACUUUCACCAUUCGAGCCUCAUGAUAUUCCUGAAGGUGAGGUUGAUCUAGAACAAUUUGAAAAACCUGAAUUUGAUGAUAAAGAAAAACCAGACGACAAGAAACCUGAAAAGAAACGAAAAAAGCCCAAGAAAAUGAAACCAACGCCUGAAACAGAAACUAUUCCGAUAGUUCCUGGAGUCCCUAAACCGAAAUCUGAAGAUGAACAACCAGAUAUCAAGUUUAGGAUUCCUCAGAAACCAGAACAAGAAGAAAAUCCAGAAGAAAUCACACUCAAACCUUGGAAAAAACCCGAUGACAAACCUGAUAAAGAAACAGAUGAUAGUGAUGCAAUAAAAUUCACUCCACGUGAAUUUGAAGAAGUGAUUGAAACAGUUGUUACUGAAGAAGUAGAAGACUCUGUGAGUAAAAAGCCUAAGAAAAUCACUAAGAAAAGGACAACUAAAAAACAUGGUGAAGAAAAGCCUGUAGUAACUGAAGAAAUCACUCUUGAAGAAGAAGAUAAACUCCCUGUAACAACAAUUAUCUUUGAAGAUGUACCUGAAGAUCAAGUAGAAAAUCUUGAUCUUGAGAACUUAGAUACUCCUAAAUUGGCAAAGCCUAAAGUUGUCGAAGAAACUCGUGAAGAAAUAACGGUAACAGUCGUGGAAACUGAUGAAGGUAAGCCGAAGAGAACUCGACGUAAGAAAGUAAUCAAAAAAGAUGGUGAUAAAAAGAAAAUUACUGAAGUAGUAACUGUUGAAGAAGAUGGUAAAGCACCAAUCACAAAAAUUAUUGAAACAACUGAAGACACACAACAAGUACACACAAAACUUAAACACAAAAAGCCCACACAACCAAACGAUGUCAAGUCGAGUCCAGAAGGUAUUACCGAGGAAUCUAUCAAAGAGGAUCUUAUCGAGGAAGUAGUUGAGAUAGUUGAGACACCGACCCAGAUAACAACUAAGAAGAAAAAACCAAGUAAAAAAGGAAAGAAAGAGGAAAUAGUCACGGAAGUCAUCGAAAAAGCUCAAGAACAUUCAGUCUUCAUGGAAGAGCAGCAGAUUGUAGAAAUAAAGGAAACGCCAGAAAAGAAAAUCAUUAAGAGAAGGACAUCUAUCAUUCGAGACGACGGAGUUCCUGAGGAAGUUAUCGAAGAGAUCGUUAUACUUAAGCCCAAGAAAGAAAAAGCCAAGCCGAUUGUUGAAGAGCUUGAAACUGCAAGCAUCACGGGAGUUGAAGUUAGACAAGCGCCGGAAGAGGUAGUCAAGGUUGAGGAAGAAAUAAUUGAAACUGUCGAAACACCUACUCAAAGGACUGUGAAGCGGAAAAAGAAGGCCACCAAAGAUCAGGUUGAACAAGUCGUUGAAGAAGUUAUCGUCAAAGCAGUUGAGGAGCAAAAGAUUAUGGAAGAACAGAAGAUUGUUGAGAUUACAGAGACACCUACGAAAACAGUCAUCAGAAGGAAGUCGAUUGUUAUACGCGAUGAUAAAGUUCCUGAAGAAGUUAUUGAAGAGAUUGUUCUUAUAAAGCCACAGUUGGAAAAAGCGAAACCUGUUGUAGAAGAGUUGGAUACUGCUAAAGCUACAAAGCCGAAAGUUCUCAAGGUUCCUGUUAAAGGUCAAGUUGAUGAAACGAAAGAAACAACAGAAGAAAUAGUAUUGAAAAAGCCAACCAAAGAGAAAGCUAAACCUGUGGUGGAUGAAUUGGAAACUGUUAGUAUAAGUGAGGUUGAAGUAUUGGAAAUUUUGGAAACACCAAAGACUAGGAUCACUAAAAUGAGAAAACCAGCGAAGAAAGAUAAACCUGAAGAGCUUGUUGAGAAAAUUGUUCACAAAUUGGAUGAAGAAGCGACUUUGAUGGAAGAGCAAAACAUCGUUGAAGUUAAGGAAACGCCAACUAAGACAAUAAUAAGACGGAAAUCUAUUACUAUCAAAGAUGGAGUUGCUGAAGAAACUAUUGAAGAAAUAGUAAUUCAAAAACCUAAGAAAGAACGCGCUCAUUCGAUUGUUGAUGAGCUUGGUACUGUUACUAUCAGAGAAGUUGAUGUUCGUGAAGGUCCAGUGGAGGAAACAAUCAUUGAGACUGUUGAAACUCCAUCGAAAGUUGUUGUAAAGAAAAAGAGGAAGUCUAUCAAGGAAGACAAGCCAGAAGAAAUCAUUCAGGAAGUCAUUACUAAAACGAAGAAAGAGAAGAAAGUUAUGGAAGAUCAAAAGAUUGUAGAGAUUACUGAAACUCCGGAAAAGAAGAUCAUUAAAAGGAAAACGUCUGUUGUUCGUGAUGAUGGUGUUCCUGAAGAAACUAUUGAAGAAAUUGUUAUUCACAAACCAGCUAAAGAAAAAGCAACUCCUAUUGUUGAGGAACUUGAAAUGGCCAGGAUUAUAGAGGCUGAAAUUCUUCAGGGUCCAGCAGAAAAAGAAGUGACUGUUAUUGUAGAAACUCCAACUAAGAGAGUGGUCAAGACUAAGCAACCAGCGAAGAAGGAUGAACCGGUGAAGGUUACUGAAGUUAUAACUAUGAAGCCGAUGGAGGAGACUACUUUUAUGGAAGAACAACAGAUUGUUGAGAUCACAGAAACUCCAUCGAAGAAGAUAAUCAAGAGGAAAAUUCCUACUGUUGGAGAAGAUCAAACAUCAGAAGAAACUAUUGAGGAGAUUAUUGUUUUGAAACCAACAGAAGUGAAAGCGAGAGCUAUUAUAGACGAGCUUGGUUGUGCGACAAUCAUCGAAACCGAAGUGAUUGAAGUUGUAGAAACUCCUAAAACAAGAACAAUCAAGACAAGGAAAGUAUCGAUCAAGGAUAAGCCAACCGAAAUAAUUGAACAGGUGACAAUAAAGCCUGUUGAAGAAACAACAUCCAUGGAGGAACAACAAAUCGUAGAAAUCACUGAAACUCCAGAAAGGACUGUUAUCAAGCGUAAAGUUGCAGUUACGAGAGAUGACCAAGCGCCUGAAGAAACUAUUGAAGAGAUUGUACUUCUAAAACCGAAGAAGGAGAAAGCUAAAACGGUAGUUGACGAACUUCAGACGGUUGAAGUUAGUGAAGUUGAGAUAUUGGAAGUUAUUGAAACGCCCAAGACUCGAGUUACUAAGGUGAAGAAACCAGCUAAGAAGGAUGAACCUGUCGAAGUCGUUGAAGAAGUUGUUCACAAGCCUGAAGAAGAAGCAAUUCUGAUGGAAGAACAGCAAAUUGUUGAGAUUAAAGAAACUCCAACGAAGACUAUUAUCCGGAGAAAAUCUAUUACGAUCAAGGAUGGAGUACCAGAAGAGACUAUUGAAGACAUUGUUUUGCACAAACCGAAGAAAGAACGUGCUCAUUCAAUUGUUGAUGAACUUGGUACCGUUACUAUUACAGUUACAGAUGUUCUCGAGGGUCCUGUAGAAGAAACUGUCAUCGAAACUGUUGAAACGCCGGAGAAAAUUGUGACAAAGAAGCGAAGGAAGUCUAUCAAAGAGGACAAGGUGGCUGAAGUUGUAGAGGAAGUUGUGAUCAAGCCGAAAGAAGAGCAAAAGAUUAUGGAGGAUCAGAAGAUUGUCGAAGUCGUGGAAACAACUAAGAAGAAGAUUAUCAAGAAAGUUAAAGCGGUUGUGAAUGAAGAUGGCAUGCCGGAAGAAAUAAUUGAGGAGAUUGUUAUUCACAAACCUCAGAAAGAGAAAGCUACUUCUGUAGAAGACAAGCCCGAAGAAGUUAAAGUUAGUAAGGUUAAGGUUCAAAAGGCUCCAAAGAAACCAGAAGAAAGUAAGGUUGAGAAAAUAGAAGAAACAGUAGAAGAAGUUACGCCUGAAAAACCUAAGAAGAAAAAGGCAGAAAAGGUUAUUACACCUAAAGAAAGCUUAGAGACGACGGAAGUUGUCACUGGUGUUACGAUUGAAGAACUUCCGGAUGAAGAGAAACCGAAAGAAGAAGCAGCUGCUGAAAUAGCUCCUGAAAAAGAAGAGAAACCGAAGAUUUCAGAAGUUCCAGUUAGUAAAGCUGAGGAAAAACCGAAGACUGCAAAAGUAGAAGAGGUUAAAGAACAAGUUGAAGAAGUAACACCUGAAAAGCCGAAAAAGAAGAAAAAAGCUGAAAAAACAGUCACUUUCAAUGAAAAUCUUGUCACUACUGAAAUUAUUCCAUCGAGAAGGGCUGAAGAGUUCCCUGAACUAAAGCCUGAAGAACAGAAAGCGAAACCGGUAGAGGAAGAGAAAUUAAACGGUCAUGUACCUCAAGAAGUUGUUAAAGUAAAAGUAGACGAAGAAACUACAGAAGAGGUUAAGAAAGUUAAGAAGACCAAAAAGAAAAAACCAGCUAAAAAAGCGGAUUGGGAAGAGUGGGUUGAACCUGAGUAUGAACGUCCAGUUUUAGAACCAAUGCCGGAAAAGAUUCAAUGGGAGCCGUCGAAGAAGAAAGAAGAAAAACCGGUAUCAAAAAUACCUCAGAAACUUGUCCCACAGAAAGUAGAAAGAGUUACGGCACAUAAGGCAACAAAACUUCAAUUUUCGGAGGCGAAAGAAGAAGUUCAAUUUGGAACUGUUAAAUUGAAGAAAGCAAAACCUGUUGAAAGGAAGGAAACCCCGAAAGUUGAAUUGCCGAAAUUUAUGUUGAAGAGUCGUAUUACGUUCCAUGGAGAAUAUCCACCGGAAUUGCAAUACCCGGAAUUGACAGAAAUUGAACCAAAUCCUGUUCAGUCUGGAAUUCUUUCGCGAAAUAUUGAGGAAGGGUUGAAAGUUAUCAAGAAGAAGAUGAAGAAAGUAAAAUUAUCGGAAAAAGAAGUUGUAGAGUUAGAAAAGUUAGAUAAAGAAUUUGAGGAAUUGAAAAAGGUUCCACUUGAGAAAAUUGAAGAUAAAUCUAUUUAUGAAAGGCCAGCGAAGAAACCUAAAGAAGAAGAAGAGCAGCCUAAACCUUUAGUUAUUGGUAAAGGUAAAGUUCUUGAAAAGCCUGAAGAAGUUCCAGAAGAAAUAAAAUUAAAGAAAAUUCCAGAAAAGAAACCAGAGGAGAUUGAAGAAAAACCGAAAAAGCCUAAGAAAGAACAACCAGAAGAAAAGCCCAAAGAGAAAAAAGAAAGGAAACCAUCAGUUAAAUUGGAACAUGAAGACUUCAAACCGUUAGACUUUGAGAGGCCUGAAUUGGAAAAAUAUGUUCCAGAAGAACCGGAACGUCCUGAAGAGCCUACACCUGAGGUUGAAGUAAAACCUCCGCCCAAGAAACCAAAGAAGAAGCCAGAUCAGGAAAUUGAACAGGUACCUAUUGUUCCAGGUGUUCCAAAACCACGGGAACCUGAAGAACAGCCAGAGGUCAAAUUCCGUAUACCCGAAAGACCAAAACCUGAGGAAGAACCAGAGAAGAUUACGCUCAAAGGUUGGAAAAAGGGUGAACCCGAAGAAGAAGGUGUUGAAGAGCAUCCUCAAUUGGAAAUUAAGCCACAACCAAGUGUUCCAAAACAAGAAGAAGAGGUCGAAGAAAAGGUUCCAGAAAAAGAGAAACCUAAAAAGAAAAAGAAGAAACCAGUGAAGAAAGAAAAAGAAGCAUGGGAGGAGUGGGUUGAACCUGAGUAUGAACGUCCUGUUUUAGAACCGAUGCCUGAAAAGAUAGAAUGGGAACCAUCUAAGAGAAGGAAGGAAAGUAUACCUAUGCAUCUGGAAAAACCAUCAGUUGCAGAAAUUUCGGCUCCGGAACCAGUUCCAGAGGAAGUAGCCACGUUUAAACGCAAGCCUAAGAAAGAACCUGAAGAAGUUUCUGAGGAGGUAGUUGUCAUAAAACCACAGAAGAAAGAGAUUGAAGUAACUGAAGAUGUAACAGAAGAAGUGACGUUAAAGAAGGUACCGAAAAAAGAACCGGUUAUUGAAGAAGCAGCUGAUGAGAUAGUUAUUAAAAAGCCUGUUCCUAAAGAAGUUGAAAAAGUAGUCGAAGAAGUUACUGAGGAUGUGACUAUCACCAAAAAACUGAAGCCUAAACCAAAACCAAAAAUAGACGAGGUUUCAGAGGAGAUAGUGAUCAAAAAACCAGUUCCUGAAGAGGAAGAAAAAGUCGUUGAAGAAGUAACAGAAGAAGUGACACUCAAAAAGAAGCCUAAGAUAAAGCCAACAGUUGAGGAAGCCCCUGCAGAAAUCACUAUUAAAAAGCCGGCACAAAAGGUAGAGGAAAAACCAACAGAAGAGGUCAGUCAAGAAAUAGUUAUUCCUAAAAAACCAGAGUCAAAAACAGAAGAAGCAGCUGAUGAAAUGACCAUUAAAAAACCGGUACCUCAAGAAGUUGAAAAGGUUGUUGAAGAAGUUAAAGAAGAAGUUACUAUCAAGAAGAAAACAAAAACAAAAAAGAAGCCGAAGAAAGCUGAUUGGGAAGAAUGGGUUGAGCCUGAAUACGAGCGACCGGUUUUGGAACCAAUGCCAGAGAAAAUUGAAUGGGAACCAUCCAAGAAGAGGAAAGAAAGUAUACCUAUGCAUUUGGAAAAACCAUCAGUUGCGGAGGUUUCGGCUCCGGAACCAGUUCCAGAGGAAGUAGUCACGUUUAAACGCAAGCCUAAGAAAGAACCUGAAGAAGUUUCUGAGGAAGUAGUUGUUAUAAAACCUCAGAAGAAAGAGAUUCAAGUUAUAGAAGAUGUUACGGAAGAAGUUACAUUGAAGAAGGUACCAAAAAAAGAACCGGUUGUUGAAGAAGCAGCUGAUGAAGUUACAAUAAAGAAGCCUGUUAUUGAAAAACCCGAAGAACAACCAGAAGAUGUUACUGAAGAAAUUACGUUGAAGAAGAAACCAAAGAAGAAACCAGUUAUUGAUGAAGCUGCUGAUGAAGUUACAAUCAAGAAGCCUGUUAUUGAAAAACCCGAAGAACAACCAGAAGAUGUUACUGAAGAAAUUACGUUGAAGAAGAAACCAAAGAAGAAACCAGUUAUUGAUGAAGCUGCUGAUGAAGUUACAAUCAAGAAGCCUGUUAUUGAAAACCCGAAGAACAACCAGAAGAUGUUACUGAAGAAAUUACGUUGAAGAAGAAACCAAAGAAGAAACCAGUUAUUGAUGAAGCUGCUGAUGAAGUUACAAUCAAGAAGCCUGUUAUUGAAAAACCCGAAGAACAACCAGAAGAUGUUACUGAAGAAAUUACGUUGAAGAAGAAACCAAAGAAGAAACCAGUUAUUGAUGAAGCUGCUGAUGAAGUUACAAUCAAGAAGCCUGUUAUUGAAAAACCCGAAGAACAACCAGAAGAUGUUACUGAAGAAAUUACUUUGAAAAAGAAACCAAAAAAGAAACCAGUUACUGAAGAAGCUGCUGAUGAAGUUACAAUAAAGAAACCUGUUGUUAAAAAACCUGAAGAACAAGCAGAAGAUGUUACUGAAGAAAUUACGUUGAAGAAGAAACCAAAGAAGAAACCAGUAAUUGAUGAAGCUGCUGAUGAAGUUACUAUAAAGAAGCCUGUGGUACAACCGGAGGAAGACAUUACUGAAGAAGUGACUUUGAAGAAGAAACCAAAGAAGAAAGAGCCAGUAAUUGAGGAUGCUGAAGAUACUGAAAUAACAAUUAAGAAAAAACCAAAAGCUAAAGCCCAAGUCACCGAGACAGAAGACGUUUCGACAGACAUAAAAUUAAAGAGAAAAGUUUCCAAAACAACUGUCGACGAAGCUGCAGCUGAAUUAGUCAUUGAAAAAACCGAGGAAGUCGUUGAAGAAGGCCCGGAAGAAGUAGUAGAAGAAGUCGUAGAAGAAUUCACGAUCAAACGCAAACCGCCGAAAAAAGCUCCUAAGCUGAUAGAAGAAAUAUGCGAAGACGUAACACUUAGGAAGCUUAGACCCAAGAAAAAGCGUCCAGACAUCAAGGAAGUUACUGAAACAGAAGUAGUGACCUUCCGACCUCGAUCGACAAAGACUAAAGAAGACGUUGAACAAGAGUUCAAAAUAUCUCUUAACACCUAUGAGGAAGAAGAUAUCUCAAUGUCUGGUAAGGUUCGUCUCAAACCUAAGAAACGCGCUCCAACGUACCAUGAAGAAGGUGGAGAGGAAACUAUCCGCAUUAUUCAAGGUCCCGAAGACGAUGGUCAACCGAUUGUUGAAGAAAUAAUUUAUGAUUCGGAAGAAGAGUACAGUAUCAGCGAAUUGGAAACAGAUCAAUAUAAUCUACCUCUUAGGAAGAAAAAGAAGCCUCGUCCGUACUCUGUUGAGCAAAUUGACGAGGAUGAUGUCAGGGUUAAGUUGAAGAAGGAGCGAAAGUAUUCUGUAGAAGAAACUGAUGAAUCAUUGGCACUGAAAUUGAAAUCCAAACGACGUACAUCAACGUUUGAAGAAGAAGAAGCCAGUCUCAGUAUCACUCGAGAAGGUGACAUCUAUGAAGAAGAUGAAGGAGAUUACAGUGUCCACGAUGGCGCUACAAUGUUCUCCAUUUGCUCAUACGUUGCGGAAACUGACGAAGCCAUUAAUCUGGUGGAAGGAGAAAGAGUUUACGUUAUUGAACACACCAAUACUGACUGGUGGUUUGUUAAGAAACAUUUGACUCAAGAAAAAGGAUGGGUACCAGCUCAAUAUCUUCUGGAUGAAGAACAUUACACUAUUUAUCUACAAAGAAAGCUUCAUGAAAAGAUUGAUAAACUUCCUGUCUUUGAAAAACCUGGACCAGGUGACGAAUCAUCAGCGCCGAAGUUCGUCAAGAAACUCCAACCAAUCCACACCCCCGAUGGUUACACAGUUCAAUUUGAGUGUCAAGUUGAAGGGUUACCAAGACCUCAGAUCACUUGGUUCAGACAAACAGCAAUAAUAAAACCUUCUCCUGACUUCCAAAUCUACUAUGACGAGGACAACGUUGCGACGCUUAUCAUCAGAGAAGUAUUCCCAGAAGACGCUGGAAUGUUCACAUGUGUAGCUAAGAACACAGCUGGAUUCGCUUCAAGUACAACAGAACUUACCGUGGAAGCUCCACUUUCUGAUCACGGCUCCGACAUGACAGGCCACUCGCGCAAGAGUUUGUCCCGCGAAUCAUCAUUAGCCGAUAUUCUCGAAGGAAUACCACCAACAUUCUCCCGUAAACCUAAAGCAAAAUGCGUUGACGAAAAUACCGACGUCAUUCUGGAGUGCCGAUUGGUGGCUGUGCCUGAACCCGAGAUCAUUUGGUACUAUGAAGACACCAAGAUCAUCAGCAAAGACAACGUUGUCGUCGCUACAGAGAGUGAUAUGCACAUGUACUGCAGUGUGAUGAAGAUCAAGAAGGUUACGAAGAAGCAGGAAGGACGAUACAAAGUCGUUGCUAAGAAUCGAGAAGGUGAAGCGUCUAUUGAGAUUCCACUGAAGGUUAAGACUGGCGCCCAAGAACCACCAGAAAUUUUGGAGCCUUUGAAACCAUUCGUCGUUCGUGAAGGAGAAACAGUAGUUCUGUCUACGCAGAUCGUUGGUACUCCAGCUCCAAAGAUCACCUGGUUGAAGGACGGUAAACCUCUUAAAGGAUUAACUCCAACCAAAGAUGGCGAUGUUAAUACUUUGACAAUCAUUCAGCCAAAACUUUCCGACAAAGGAGAGUAUUCUUGCGUCGCCACCAAUGAUCUGGGUACUGCAGAAACUAAAGCUACUCUUACUGUUGAAGAAACGCCCAGUGGCGCUCCAGAGCCACCACUCUUCACGCAACGAUUCCAAGAGCUGACAGUUCCUGAAAAAGGAACAUUCAAAUUAGUCGCUAAAGUUACUGGCAAUCCUGUACCAGAAGUAACAUGGCUGAGAAACAACAAGCCAUUAGGAAAGUCUCCUAACAUCAAAGAAACUUACGACGGUGAGAACAUCACUCUAGAGAUCAAAAACGCAGACUCUGAAGUUGACUCCGGAGAUUACAAAUGCACUGCCAGCAACCCUGUUGGAAAGGCAUCGCAUGGCGCUAAAGUCACUGUCGACGUUCCCAGAGUGACGUUUACCAAGAAACUUCCCGAAGAAUUGUCUGUUGAUGAGUACAGAACACUUGAACUAACUUGCGAAACAUCACACACAAUGUCAACGACCUGGUGGUACAAUGACAAAGAAAUCAGUGGCAUGGAUCACCGUGAAGUUAUUGAAGAAGGUCGAGUUCAUAAGCUUGUUAUAAAGAAAACAAGCGCCACUGACGAGGGUACUUACAAAUGCACUGUCAAGAACCAAAGUACUACUUGUACUGUUCAAGUCAAACCCACCAAGCCAGAAUUUGUCAAGAAACUACAGGACUUUGAGGUGAUUGAGAAAGAGGUUGCUAUUCUGGAAGUUGAAAUCACUUCGCAAACUGCUGACGUCAUUUGGAAGAAGGAUGGCGAGCCUUUGAAACCUCGUGAUGAUAAGGUUGAGUUCGUAAAAGAUGGGUCAGUUAGAAAAUUGCUCAUCAGAAGUACUUCUGUGCAUGACGAAGGCGAGUACAGCUGCACUCUCCUGGACGAAGAAUGUUCUGCAGAAGUUACUGUUGUCGAAUUACCACCUGAGAUAAUAACAAAGAUGAAGGACGUAAGAAUAGCACGAGGUGACAAAGCCAAGUUCAACAUCGAGCUGACUAAAGGUGACGCUUUGGUGCGUUGGUUCAAGGACGGACAAGAGCUUCAGUUUUCUGAACACGUUAGCCUAUCGAUUGACGGCAAGCGUCAGAAAUUGAAGAUAUACGAGGCAACUUCUGAAGAUGCUGGAGUUUACUCUUGCCAAGUUGGAGAACAGACAUCAGCAGCGCGACUUAUCGUAGAAGAACCAGAGAUUGACUUUAUUCGACGACUACCCGACGUAACUUUAGUGCCUCUGGAUGAAGACGCGCUCUUCACAAUCGAAUUGUCUAAACCUGACGUGCCUGUUCAGUGGUUCAAGAAAGGUGUUCCUAUCAAGGAGUCUGCCAAGUAUACGAUAAUCGACGAGGGCAGAGUCAAGAAAUUGAUUGUCAGUGACUGCAGUGUAGAUGACGCUGUUGAGUACAGCGCAGUCGUGCUAAAUGUCAAAACAUCUUCGAGAUUGAAGGUAGAAGUUGUCGAAGCUCCACCCAAGAUUUCGAUAGAGUCACCGAAGAAGUACAGAGUGAAGAAAGGACAUGAUGUUGAUAUGACUGUCAGAUUCUCAGCAGCUCCUAAGCCAACUGACGAGUGGACCGUUGAUGGCCGCGUUAUUGUCAAGUCUAAGAGGAUCAUCAAGACUUGCGACGAAGAGUCUGCUACUUUGACUAUCAAGAAAGUCGAAGAGAAAGAUGUGGGUGAUUACACACUGAAGUUAGUCAAUACUCACGGUGAAGCCAGCACUGAAAUAAAGCUUAUCAUUGGCCGCGAGCCUGGUAAGCCUGAAGGACCUUUGGUCGUUAAGAACAUCAGGCAUGAUCGCGUUACUAUCCAAUGGAAGCCUCCGAAAGAUGACGGUGGCUAUGAUAUCACCGAGUACAUCAUAGAGAAAUGCGAAAAGACCAAGAAGACUUGGACGAGAAUCACUGAAGUCACGGAAGAAACUUUGACUUAUGAAAUUGAAAAUCUUAACAAGGAUAUUGAGUACAUUUUCAGGGUGAUUGCAAGAAAUGAAGUCGGACCAUCAGAACCCUUGGAAUCCGAGCCGGUGACUAUGAAAUCGACGUUUGACAAACCUGGAGCGCCUCAAGGACCACUUGAAGUUUCGGGAAUGACCAAGACGUCGUUUACUAUUAUGUGGAAUCCACCGGAAAGCGAUGGAGGCAGUCCUAUCAUUGAGUACAACGUGGAAAUGAAAGAAACUAGCAAGAAGAGCUGGACGAAAGUUGGCACUACCAAGGAAGACAUCACUUAUAUCAGUGUAUCAGAUUUGAAGACAGAUGCGGCUUAUGAAUUCAGGAUAACUGCUACUAAUGCUAUUGGUACUGGUCCUCCGUACUUGUCGGAGGAGCCUAUUGUCACAGGAAAACGAAUCACGCCGCCAUCAUGUCCGCUCAAUUUCCACGUGGAAAACAUAACUAGUAAGAGUGUAACUCUUAAUUGGUCACCACCUGCAAGCACAGGAGGCUCCGAAUUAACUGGAUAUGUGAUUGAGAAGAGGCCGCUUAUUGGCAAAGGAUCUAAGUGGAUAAAAGUAGUGACAUUAGACGCUACAACACAUUCUUACUGCGUCGAAAACCUCAAGGAAAGUGAGUUCCUGUUCAGAAUAUUUGCUGAAAACAGUAUAGGGCUCAGUACGCCGGCCAUUUCUGAGCCUGUUACACUGAAGACUCAUGCAAACGUUCCAUCACCACCAACUGCACCACUAGAAAUCCGACAGAUCGCUGCAAACACUGUAGUGAUAGAAUGGGGACGACCUGAAUCUGACGGCGGUUCGCCAUUAGAAGCCUAUAAAAUUGCAAUAAGAGAUACAAAGAAGACAAUGUGGAUAGAAGUUGGCCGCGUUAAUGCAGACAUUCAAAAACUUAACGUACGUGAUCUCCAAGAAGGCCAUGAAUACCUUAUGAGGAUUUAUGCAAAAAAUGAAGUAGGAUUCAGUGAACCACUUGAGUCUGAUGAACCCGUUAAAAUAGUUCCUGCAUCUGAUUUAGCGGUAAUAGAACCAAUCGCCGAAGCAACAGAACGAGGGGAAACAGCAUCCGUGAGUUACAGCACAGAAAACACAAGUUCUUGGCUUCGAGAUCACAAUAUGGAUGCGGAUAUAAGUUCUUAUGCACGCGCGCGUCUUCUGAGAAAGGACGAAUACUUUUUCCGAAUAUGGCACUACGCCAAGAAGCUUUUUAAAUAAGCAUUUCCAGAAUUCUAUCUCAAAUCAAUUGUUUUUUUCUUUUUUAUGGUCAGCCUAAAAGAUUUAGCAAGCUGAUGUGAAAGGUAAAGUAGAAUGCGAAUUGAUCAGCUUUCGAUAAUUGAUUAUCAAAUAUUAUUUAAUUUUUGGUUAGUUACCGUGUAUAUAAGUUAUGAUAAAUUAUAAAUUAUAAAUAAAAGUAUAAAUUUAUAAAAGGACGAGUGUAAAAUCUAGUCAAACAGUUUAAAUAAUCGUUAAUUGUGUAAUCGCAAACGAUGGAAUAACCUUAACCUCUAUUAUAUGGACAAUCAACUUUUACGAUGAGAUCCUCUUUAAUUAUUUAUUUUAAAAUUACUGCUCAUUUAUUAUUUAUCCAUUAAAGCUCAUUAAUUAUUUAUAUUUAUGAUUAAUAAUUAAUUAUCACAUUUUUUGUGGCUUGUCCAUAGCCAAGAGAUUUUGAAAAAUGUAUUCUUUAUUAAAAAUUAUAUUAAAUAUGUAAAAGUAAUAUAAAUAUUUCUAUUUGAUGAAUGAAAGAAAAACGUCUACGUCGUGAUCUUUCAAUAUCUGAGUGGAGAGGAUUAAUUAUAAGUAUUUAUUGUUAAUGUAUUUAAUUAUCGUAUGUGUAAUUAUUAUUAAUAUUAAUGUAAACUAUUAUUGUAUAACGGCAAUAAGUCAAAUGUCAUUUAUAAGUGUAAUUCAAUUAAUUGAGAGUUAUAAAUACUGAAAAUAAUAAAAAAGACGAUCGGUGUUUAUGCCACGUGAUAUUGGUACCCCGAGACGUAAAUAUAGGUGCGAAAUUCCAUCAUUGCAUUCACCAAUGUUAUGUCGCAUGCUCCGAGUCUUUUUUAUUAGAGUUGUGAAUAAUAAACGACUGUAAAUUAUGGGA
Messenger RNA from Cotesia glomerata, 62233 nucleotides. RefSeq names its product titin (gene sls). The transcript is spliced from 54 exons. NCBI's taxonomy places the organism in Eukaryota, Metazoa, Arthropoda, Insecta, Hymenoptera, Braconidae. The record is from RefSeq and is a predicted model, not a curated record. Bases 8 to 55687 code for a protein of 18559 amino acids.